Lymnaea stagnalis (great pond snail) is the source of this 64312-nucleotide messenger RNA. NCBI's taxonomy places the organism in Eukaryota, Metazoa, Mollusca, Gastropoda, Lymnaeidae. The record is from the annotation of a GenBank genome assembly.
CACCAUGUUGGUAGGUUUAGAAUUGUUGUAUUGCUUCCAAAAAUGUCAGGACAUCAUCUUGUUCACAGGAUUUGAACGAACCAUCUAAUGGGGAUAAUAGUUGGCAUUGAAUACCCACCGUCACAUUAAAGGUAGUAAUAUUUAAAGUCUUAUUCUAUUAAAUUAUUUUUAAUUUCUUAAAUUAGUUUGAUUAUUUAGAAAGUUAUGACCUAUAAUUUCCUUUUUGGCUUUGUAUCAAUCGUAUAAAUCAGGCCUGCACCUACUUUGCGGCCCGCGAAGUAACGAAAUAUUAUUUAUGCUUCUUAUUUUCUGAAAAGCUAUUCCCCUAUGUACUAUUUUCUUUUGGCCCGCAGAAGAUUUUCAUCAAGUGUUACGGCCCACCUUAAAAUAAUAAAUUGCAUUUUAAGUUGUGCAGGCCUGGUUUUACGGUCGGUCUUACAAUAAUAAAUUACAUUUUUAGUUGUGCAGGCCAGGCAUAAAUCUUAUAAAUGUAUGAUUAGUUAAGAAUUAGUAUGAUACAUGACUUUGAUUCCCCCCCCCCAAAACACCCUUUCUGACCAAUAAGGGAUGCUCCUGGGUGCCAUCCAUGGCUUAACAGUGCCACACAUGGCUUGACAGUGCAGUCCCUGGUUUGAGAGUGCUAUGCAUGGCUUGACAGUGCCAUCCAGGGCUUGACAGAGCCACCCAUGGCUUGACAAUGACACCCAUGGCUUGACAGUGCCACCCAUGGCUUGACAGUGCCAUCCAUGGCUUGACAGUGCCACCCAUGGCUUGACAGUGCCACCCAUGACUUGACAGUCCCACCAAUGGCUUGACAGUACCACCCAUGGCUUGACAGUGACACCCAUGGCUUGACAGUGCCACCCAUGACUUGACAGUACCAUCCAUGGCUUGACAGUACCACACAUGGCUUGACAGUACCACCCAUGGCUUGACAGUGCCACCCAUGGCUUGACAGUGCCAUCCAUAGCUUGACAGACAGUGCCAUCCAUGGCCUGACAGUGCCACCCACAUCCAUAGCUUGAGGGACAGUGCCCUCCAUGGCUUGACAGUGCCACCCAUGGCUUGACAGUGCCAUCCAUGGCUUGACAGUGCCACCCAAGGCUUGACAGUGCCACCCAUGACUUGACAGUCCCACCCAUGGCUUGACAGUGCCAUCCAUUGCUUGACAGUGCCAUCCAUGGCUUAACAGUGCCACCCAUAGCUUGACAGUGCCAUCCCUGGUUUGAGAGUGCUAUGCAUGGCUUGACAGUGCCAUCCAGGGCUUGACAGAGCCACCCAUGGAUUGACAAUGACACCCAUGGCUUGACAGUGCCAUCCAUGGCUUGACAGUGCCACCCAUGGCUUGACAGUGCCACCCAUGACUUGACAGUCUCACCCAUGGCUUGACAGUGCCACCCAUGGCUUGACAGUGACACCCAUGGCUUGACAGUGCCACCCAUGACUUGACAGUGCCAUCCAUGGCUUGACAGUACCACACAUGGCUUGAAAGUACCACCCGUGGCUUGACAGUGCCACCCAUGGCUUGAGGGACAGUGUCCUCCAUGGCUUGACAGUGCCACCCAUGGCUUGACAGUGCCAUCCAUGGCUUGACAGUGCCACCCAUGGCUUGACUGUGCCAUCCAUGGCUUGCCAGUGCCACCCAUGGCUUGAAAAGGUACCCACCCAUAGCUUGCCAGUGCCAUCCAUGGCUUGACAGUUCCACCCAUGGCUUGAGUGACAGUGCCACCCAUGGCUUGACAGUGCCAUCCAUGGCUUGAGUGACAGUGCCACCCAUGGCUUGACAGUGCCACCCAUGGCUUGACAGUGCCAUCCAUGGCUUGACAGUGCCACCCAUUGCUUGACAGUGCCACCCAUGGCCUGCCAGUGGCAUCCAUGGCUUGACAGUGCCACCCGUGGCUUGACAUCGCCAUCCAUGUCUUGACAGUGCCAUGCAUGGCUUGACAGUGCCAUCCAUGGCUUGACAGUGCCAUGCAUGGCUUGACAGUGCCACCCAUGGCUUGACAGUACCACCCAUUGCUUGACAGUGCCACCCAUGGCUUGAGGGACAGUGCCAUCCAUGGCUUGAUAGUGCCAUCCAUGGCUUGACAGUGCCACCCAUGGCUUGACAGUACCAUCCAUUGCUUGACAGUGCCACCUAUGGCUUGCCAGUGCCAUCCAUGGCUUGACAGUGCCACCCGUUGCUUGACAGUGCCAUCUAUGGCUUGACAGUGCCAUCCAUGCCUUGACUGACGGUGCCAUCCAUGGCUUGACAGUGCCACCCAUGGCUUGACAGUGCCAUCCAUGGCUUGACAGUGCCACCCAUGGCUUGACAGUGCCACCCAUGGCUUGCCAGUGCCAUCCAUGGCUUGACAGUGCCACCCAUGGCUUGACAGUGCCAUCCAUGGCUUGACAGUGCCAUCCAUGGCUUGAGUGACGGUGCCAUCCAUGGCUUGACAGUGCCACCCAUGGCUUGACAGUGCCAUCCAUGGCUUGACAGUGCCACCCAUGGCUUGACAGUGCCACCCAUGAUUUGACAGUGCCACCCAUUGCUUGACAUGUACAUAGUGAUGGGGUGGGCGGCGUGUAUAAAUUUGUUGUUAAAACAAGCUGUUUUUUUUUAACUUAAAUAAAUUUAUGCAAUUUUUGAAUGUCAUUAUUUUAUGCUUGCUAAUAUGUUUAUGUGCAGAGUGGUGAGUCUAAAACUAGGUGGGGUGCCGCGCUAUAUAGGAUCACUGUAGAUUCAUGAUAAUAUCAAGUCUCAAGUAAGAGUAGUAGGUAUUACUAACAGUGCUUUUUAUGUUAAAAAAAUAAAUGGUGCCGAAAUAACAUCCUGUUAUUCUUUAACGGGACAUCCAUAAUGAUGUCAAGCAGACAUCCAUAAUGAUAUCAAGCAGCCAUCCAUAAUGAUGUCAAACAGCAAUCCAUAAUGAUGUCAAGAAGUCAUACAUAAUGAUGUCAAACAGCCAUCCAUAAUGAUGUCAAGAAGUCAUCCAUAAUGAUGUCAAGCAGCCAUCCAUAAUGAUGUCAAGCAGUCAUACAUACUGAUGUCAAGCAGUCAUACAUAAUGAUGUCAAACAGCCAUCAAUAAUGAUGUCAAGCAGUCAUCCAUAAUGAUGUCAAGCAGUCAUCCAUAAUGAUGUCAAACAGCCAUCAUAAUGAUGUCAAGCAGUCAUCCAUAAUGAUUUCAAUGUGCUAAUGUGACACAUCAACGUUGUACCCUUCGGAACUCCCCCUAUCCAACUCUCCCCUACCCAACUCGCUUCUACCUAACUCUUCCCUAUUCAACUCUUCCCUACCCAACUCUCCCUACCCAACUCUCCCUACCCAACUCUCCCCUACCCAACUCUCCCUACCCAACUCUCCCUACCCAAUUUUCUCCUACCCAGCUCAUCCUAUCCAACUUUAUCCUAACAAACUCUCCCUACCCAACUUUAUCAUACCCAACUCUCCCUACCCAAAUUUCUCCUAACCAACUCUCCCUACCCAACUUUUUCCUACCCAACUAUCCCUACCAUACUUUCUCCUAACAAACUCUCCCUAUCCAACUCUCCCCUACCCAACUCUAUCCUACCCAACUUUAACCCAACUCACCCCUACCCAGCUGUCCUACCAAACUCCCUACCUACCUCUCCACAACCCAAUUCUCCACUAUCCAACUCUUCCCUAUCCAACUCUCCGCUACCUAUCUAACUUUCCCCUACCCAACUCUCCCCAAAAAACGCUCCACUACCCAACUGUCUUCUCCCCAUUAAUGUUGCUAUGACCUUCUUUAUACUGUUUAGCUGUCAAUUUAUACUUUCUUAGCUGUACAUUAAUGUGAUCAUUUCCUCCUUUAAACUUUCAUAGCUGUUCAUUAAUGUGGCCAUGGCCUCCUUUAUACUUUCCUAACUGUAAAUUAAUGUUGUCAUUGCCUCCUUUAUACUUUCUUAGCUGUCCAUUAAUGCUGUCAUUGCCUCCUUUAUACUUUCCUAGCUGUCCAUUACUGUGGCCAUGGCCUCCUUUAUACUUUCAUAGCUGACCAUUAAUGUUGUCAUGGUCUCCUUUAUACUUUCCUAGCUGUCCAUUAAUGUUGUCAUGGACUACUUUAUACGUUCCCAGCUGUACAUUAAUGUGGUCAUUGCCGUCUUUAUACUUUCCUAACUGUCCAUUUAUGUGGCCAUGGCCUUCAAUAUACUGUUUAGCUGUCCAUUAAUGUUGCCAUGGCCUUCUUUAUUCCUGCUUAGCUUUCCAUUAAUGUUGUCAUAGUCUACUCUUUACUUUCCUAGCUGUACAUUAAUGUGGCAAAGAACUUUUUUUAUACUCUCCUAGGUGUCCAUUUAUGUUGCCAAGUACGGUACUUCUUUAUACUUACUUAGCUGUCCAUUAAUGUGGUCACAUAACCCUUAAAAAACUGCAGUUCCUAAAAACCACGGGCCCUUACAAAAUUGGGGUCUUGAAAGUCUCAUAACCGUUACAAGACUGGGGACCCUAAACAUCACAUAACACGCAGUGAGCGCCACUGAAAGUCACGUAACCUUUAAAAAGCUGGGGCCCCUGAAAUCAAAACCCUUAAUAAGCUGCGUUCCCUAAAAGCCACGGGCCCUUACAAAAUUGAGGCCCCUGAAAGUCUCAUAACCGUUACAAAGUUGGAGCCCUUGAAAUUCAACUUUACAAAGCUGGGGCCCCAAAAGUCACAGAUCCCUUAUUAAGCUGGGGGCCCUGAAAGUCACAGACCCCGUAUCAAGCUGGGGCCAUAAAGUCAUAUAACCCUUUCAAAGCGGGGGCCGCUAAAAGUCACAAGACCCUUACAAAUAUUGGACCUCUGAAAAUCACAAGACCCUUACAAAGCUAGGGGCCCUGAAAUCUCAACACUUACAAAGUGGGCGCCCCUGAAAGUCUUGAAGCCCUUAGAAAGCUGUGGCCCCAGAAAGUCACAAGAGUCUUACAAACAUGGGCGCCCGCGGAACACUUUCUAGGGGGGGGGGGGACAAAAAAAUCUGAUAACUUUCCAGGGGGGGGGGCAAAAAUUUUUUAGUAAUGUUUUAAUGUAGUUCUAAUUUACUGUAGCGUAUUUGUAUGGUGAACGAACGGACAGGGCAUCAGCUUAGUUACUUACUCUUUAUUUUCUCUUUACUUUAAUACAUUUUUUGUCUAUUUUUGUCUAAAUUUUUUUUAUCCAAUCAAUCCGGGGUGGGGAGGGCAAGUUCCCCCACUUGCCCCCCCCCCUCUGCGGGCGCCCAUGCUUACAAAUAUGGUAACCUGAACGUCUCAAGACUGUUACAAAGCUGCGGCCCCUGAAAGUCACAGGGCUCGAACAAAAACAUUCAAACUAAAUAUUUAAUAAAAUAGAAUAUAUAACCUGUUAUUAUGGGGAUAAAAUGUUAAGUCUUUGCAAUAACUUCUACCUCCUAUUGCAAAAACUCAUCACAAUUCCUAACUUUAAAAAGAGGUAUCUAUGUAAUGAUAUUUACGUUUCUAACAUGAUUUAGUUGUGAGCAAGAUUUAUCUGCUCCUUUCACGCCCCAAGACUACUUUUUUUACCUUAUUACCUUUAAAUUACCCCAUCUAAAUUAUCACUAAUUAUACCGCGUUUUUCACUAAAGAAGUUAAUUAAAGGACGAUUUCUACGCUAGAGAAAUACUUUUGAUUUUUCCCGUUUUCGUGCCCUUGAACAAGAACAUUUUUUUUUCUUAAAAUUGUGAAAAAAUAAACUUAAAUUUACAAACAAAAAAUUUAUAUAUGAUAAAAAUAUAUUUUAUAUUAAAAGAAUUUGAGAUAUUGAUAUCGUCGUCGAGAUUAUAAACACACUUUUGCUUUGUCACUUUAACUAUACAUUAUCAGAAAAUCGUUAAAAAAAAUAAAUCCUUUUUCUAAAGAAAAAUCUCGCAACCGUUUAUACGUCUAUAACAGACUUGAGUGUCUUUAUAUAAAUAGAUAUUUAUAUUUUUAAAUUGUUAAUCUUAUAAAAAUACACACUCACUUUACUUUUCGCAAAGAAAAAAACAAAAAUAUAUUUUAAUUUUUUUAAAGGAAAGAUUAACCCAUCUCCAUUUAUCAAAAUUAAUGUUUCAAAUGGGUAAAAUGAUUGGGUUUUGAUAUUCAUGGGUAUAUUUCUAUCAAUGUACCCGCGUUUUGUUAACGCCAUUGGUAAACAUGUGUUUCUUUGUAAAAAGAUGUACACAUCCUUAUUCCUACCACCGAAAUGUAUGUACCCAAGAAGGUUGAUUUUUUUAUCAAAUUCAUUCCUUUAUUUUGAGACGUAUCUUGUGAUGUCUUGGGAAAAAAAUGACCGACCUCUCAACCACACCCCCCCCCACCCCACUUCACCCCAAUUUAAAUAAAAUUAAUAAAAUCUUCGUCCGGGUUGUAGUCCCUUCCAUACCGAAACAACGAUAUUUUGCACUUCAUAUCGUGUGUUCUUAUUUGGAUGAGUUAUAAGUUGAUUGAUGAGUGCUAUUUGGCUAUGGAGUUUCACUGCACUGAUUGACUUAAACGGCAUUUUCUUAUUAGAAGAAAAUUUAAAGGUUAAGUUUUUAUUAUGUUAUAAAUUUAAUAAAAGUAUAUUUUUGGAAUUUAAAAAAAGUAAAAAAAAAUGUAAAUGUGUUAAAUACAAAGCUAUAUUUUUUUGUGUAUUUUAAAAAAAAAAAAAGAAUUUAAAAAGCAAUCAAUUAUAUUUAUUAAUUUUUCUUUUAAGAAGGGGAAAAUACAUUAUCAGUAAGGCGCGGUUAUUAAAUCAAAGAAACGUAAUAGUUUUGGCAAACAUAGGCGAUUCGCGCUAUGACAUCAUUUGCGCGUUUUUUUAGAACAAAUUAUUUUUAAUUUUAUUUCGCAAUAUGAACAACGCACUAAAAGCAACUGAUGCUUGGGUUUCCCCGAUAAAUGAGAUUACGAUGUAAUUCGUACGUCAUAGUUUUGCUAUUAAUUAAUUUUUCAUAACUUUUAAUUUCGGAUAAAAUGUUUAAAAUAUUUCCUUAGUUGUUACUUUAAAUGUAGUUGUAAUUUAUAAUAAUAAUACAUCAACUUUUACUAACAUAAAAGCGUAUUGAUGUUGGUUUUACCCAUUUAAAUUUUUUCGAUUUACGUAAAAUAAUAGAAAUAAAAUAUGAAUUUUUUUAAGAAUCCGAACAUCUUUUCCGUUCCUUGGCAUUACGUUCAGCAUAGCUCAUUCUUAUAUAUAACAACGAUUGACAUUUAGAUUUUAAACUAUAUUUUUGUACAACUUAUUUUAGUGGCAUUUUUUUAUACUUUAGACAUUUAUUCACUCUUCAGACAUUCAAUUGACUUCAGACAUUCAAUUGACUUCAGAAAUUCAAUUGACUUGAGUCAUUCAAGAUGGAGCAAGAUGUGCCAGAAUUCCGGAAGAUUGUCGUAAGUAAAACUAUAUUGAAAUCGAUUAUUUUGGAAAGGGUUCUUAACCAGGGGUUCUCCUACCUAAUUGGGGUGUGAGAGGCUGUUUCGGAUGGUGCGGAAGAUCGAGAAAAUCAUGUUUACUUGCAUUUUUAGGAACAUUCUAUAUCGGCUGCGGAAAAUAAGUUUAGAAAUCCAUAGAAGGAUUGCGGGCCUUUUAAAAAAGAUCAAUAAAAACCUGCCAAUGUUCAAAGUUCUACAUGAAUUUAAUAAAGAAGAGAAACCCUUCCUGGCACACAUCUGUAUCUUUCUGUAUCUUUUGUCUAUUGUGAGGAGCUUUACUGUUAGAGGAGAUUUAAGAUGGGGCAACUUAACUGGCGAAUUUAAAUGUUUAUAAUGAUAUUCUACCGAUAAAAACAUGAAUCGUAAGAGAUCGUAUGACAAGAUGACAUGAACAGUAAGGCAUUGUAUGACAAGAUGACAUGAAAAGUAAGGCAUUGUAUGACAAGAUGACAUGAACAGUAAGGCAUCGUAUGACAAGAUGACAUGAAAAGUAAGGCAUUGUAUGACAAGAUGACAUGAACAGUAAGGCAUUGUAUGACAAGAUGACAUGAAAAGUAAGGCAUUGUAUGACAAGAUGACAUGAACAGUAAGGCAUUGUAUGACAAGAUGACAUGAAAAGUAAGGCAUUGUAUGACAAGAUGACAUGAACAGUAAGGCAUUGUAUGACAAGAUGACAUGAACAGUAAGGCAUUGUAUGACAAGAUGACAUGAACAGUAAGAGAUCGUAUGGAAAGAUGACAUGAACAGUAAGGGUUCGUAUGACAUGAUGUCAUGAACAUAAGAGAUUCAUGUCAAGAUGACACGAACAGUAAGACAUUUUAUGACAAGAUGACGUGAACAGUAAGAGAUUGCAUGACAAGAUGACAUGAACAGUAAGACAUCGUAUGACAAAAUGACAUGAACAGUAAGAAAUUGUAUGACAAGAUGAAAUGAACAGUAAGAGAUUGUAUGACAAGAUGCCAUGAACAGUACGAGAUUGUAUAACAAGAUGACAGAAACAGUAAGAGAUCUUAUGACAAGAUGACAUUAACACACUGAGGCAAGGCUGACCACAGGAACAGACAGAGACUAGGCUAACCAUAGGAACACACUAAGACAAGGCUCACCACAGGAACACACGGAGACAAGUCUGACCACAGAAGCACAUUGAGACAAGGCUAACCAAAGGAACACACUGAGACAAGGAUGACCAUAGGAACACACUGAGACAAGGCUUACCAUAGGAACGCACUGAGACAAGGAUGACCAUAGGAACAAACUGAGACGAGGCUGACCAUAGGAACACACUGAGACAAGGCUGACCACAGGAACAAACUAAGACUAGGCUGACCAUAGGAACACACUGAGACAAGGCUGACCACAGGAACACACUAAGAUAGUUCAGAUCACAGGGCAGAAUUAGCAUUGAUCGUCAUGUGACCUAAACAAUAAAUAACUAUAAAUACUUAAGUAUAUUAAUUAUAUAUCUCUUUACACUGCUGUUGAUGCUAAUUAUAGUUUCUUGUUUUUCGCGUCCACGCACGCGUGCAGGAGGAGGUCUUGGAGGAGAUGGCAAUCGCCAAAAAGAAUCCACCGGUAAGUUGAACAUGUUUUACAAUUUUUUACCGCGAUAAGUUUAAAAUGUUUUACAAUUAUUACCCCGGUAAGUUGAACAUGUUUUACAAGUAUUAUUCCGGUAAGUUGAACCUUUUACAAUUAUUACCCCGGUAAGUUGAACAUGCUUUACAAUUAUUACCACGGUAAGUUGAACAUGCUUUACAAUUAUUACCCUGAUAAGUUGAACAUGUUUAACAAGUAUUAUUCCUUUAAGUUGAACAUUUUUUACAAGUAUUAUUCUGAUAAGUUGAACAUGUUUUACAAUUAUUACCCUGGUAAGUUGAACAUGUUUUACAAGUAUUAUUCUGGUAAGUUGAACAUGUCAAACAUACAAAGUCAUACAUACAAAGUCAGACAUACAAAGUCAAACAUACAAAGUCAAACAUACAAAGUCAGACAUACAAAGUCAGACAUACAAAGUCAAACUACAAAGUCAGACAUACAAAGUCAAACAUACAAAGUCAAACAUACCAAGUCAGACAUACAAAGUCAAACUACAAAGUCAAACAUACAAAAUCAAAGCUAUACAAAAGUCAAAGCCAUGCAAAAGACAAAGCCAUACUACGUCAAAGUCAUUCUCAGCCAAAGUCACACUAAGUCAAAAUCAUUGCUUCUAUGAAUACAUGGAAAGGUUUCUGUGAUGCAAUCCAAUACUAAAUCUGCUUAUUUGUUCAAUUCUAUUAAGAGCAACACACAGGUUUGCCUUCUUACAAUGUCAUAUCAGAAAUACAUCAACAUAAUGUGUUAAAUGUAUUCAAUUACUGAUUUACUUAUGUACCUAUAUUUAAAUUAAUGAUAUCAUAAUCAUAACAAUGUUCGGUGGUCAUAAAUGACAAAACAUUCUAUCACUUCAUUGAUAUGAACUAACCCUUUGCUAUGAGAGCUCUCAGUUGUUUGGCCCACCCUCCUGUAAAUGUGUGAAUACGCUGAUCCAAUGAUUUGUGAGCUCGAGGGCAGAUCUAGUUAUUAUACUCUUUAAUAUGGUUGUUCUGUCCAUUUGUUUGUUUGUUUGUGCUGGAAAUUUGCAUCUACAUUUUUGGCACAUUUCCAGAAGUCUAAUUAACCAGAAACUUAGUUCAUUUAUUCCUCCCGAUAUUUCCUGAAGUCCAAUUGACCAGAAACUUAGUUCAUUUAUUCCUCCCGAUAUUUCCUGAAGUCCAAUUGACCAGAAACUUAGUUCAUUUAUUCCUCCCGAUAUUUCCUGAGGUCCAAUUGACCAGAAACUUAGUUCAUUUAUUCCUCCCGAUAUUUCCUGAAGUCCAAUUGACCAGAAACUUAGUUCAUUUAUUCCUCCCGAUAUUUCCUGAAGUCCAAUUGACCAGAAACUUAGUUCAUUUAUUCCUCCCGAUAUUUCCUGAAGUCCAAUUGACUAGAAACUUUGUUCAUUUAUUCAUCCCGAUAUUUCCUGAAGUCCAAUUGACCAGAAACUUAGUACAUUUAUUCCCGCUAAAAAACCAACAAUUUUUCCUAUUUUUAAAGAGACAGAAGAAGGAAAUAUUAUGGCACCGAUUUCGUGAAACAGAAUUCACGAUAACUUCCCUAAAUGAGAUUAUUUUUUUUUUUUAAAUAUCUCUUGUGUGUUUGGUGCGUACUAUUUUCUUGUGUUCUUCUGAAAUCGUUCUUGAAAUAAAUCUGUUGUAUAAAUGCGGGUGGGGCAGUAGAAGAUUAAUAAAGUUCAGGAGCAGGGAAAAAAAUGUUUGGUUGCGAGCCUCUUGUGGGGGGUGGGGACGUCCCACUAAUGGGAUUCUUAAAAAUUGCGUUACUUGUUUUCUGACCCAUCCCCCAACCCCACCGCCCCCCCACCUUUUUUCUCAAUGUAUCAUCCCCCCCCACCGUUGUUUCUCAAUGUAUCAUCCCCCCCAACUCCCCCCCCCCUCCAUUAGGGGACGUCUCACUAAUGGGAUUCUUAAUAAUUGCGUUACUUGUUUUCUGACCCAUCCCCCAACCCCACCGCCCCCCCACCUUUUUUCUCAAUGUAUCAUCCCCCCCCACCUUUGUUUCUCAAUGUAUCAUCCCCCCCAACUCCCCCCCCCCUCCAUUCUGCUGCUCGUCUGUUUGAAAUUUUAUUAAAACAAAAAAUCAUAUAAAUCACAAUAUGUGCACCAGCUGCUUCAGUAAAUGCACAGUGUCUAAGCAUAUCUAGAAGGAAAGACUAAAUAUAAGCUCUUUGGACCUGUCUUAUCUUAAGUCAGCCAGUGAAAGGAAAGACUAAGCUAUGAACUCGUUGGACCUGUCUUAUCAGUAAUCACCCAGUGAAAGAAAAGACUAAAAUAUGAGCUCUUAGGACCUGUCUUAUCUUGAGACAGCCACUGAAGGGAAAGACUAGACUAUGAACUCUUAGGAUCUGGCUGCCCUUAAUACAGCCAAUGAAAGGAAAGACUCAACUAUUCACUCUUAGGACCUGGCUGCCCUUGAAACAGCCAGUGAAAGGAAAGACUAAACUAUGAAUUCUUAGUAGUAGGACACGAUGUGGGAGUUAGGAUGAUGGGAGUAGGACAAAAUGUGGGAGUUAGGGUGAGUGGAGUAGGACACGACGUGGGAGUUAGGGUGAGAGGAGUAGGAUGUGAUGUGGGAGUUAGGGUGAUGGGAGUAGGACACGAUGUGGGAGUUAGGGUGAGAGGAGUAGGAUGUGAUGUGGGAGUUAGGGUGAGAGGAGUAGGAUGCGAUGUGGGAGUUAAGGUGAGAGGAGUAGGAUGUGAUGUGGGAGUUAGGGUGAGAGGAGUAGAACACGAUGUGGGAGUUAGGGUGAGAGGAGUAGAACACGAUGUGGGAGUUAGGUUGAGAGGAGUAGAACACGAUGUGGGAGUUAGGGUGAUGGGAGUAGGACACGAUGUGGGAGUUAGGGUGAUGGGAGUAGGACACGAUGUGGGAGUUAGGGUGAUGAGAGUAGGACACGAAGUGGGAUUUAGGGUGAGAGGAGUAGGACACGAUGUGGGAGUUAGGGUGAUGGGAGUAGAACACGAUGUGGGAGUUAGGGGGAGAGGAGUAGAACACGAUGUGGGAGUUAGGGUGAGAGGAGUAGGACACGAUGUGGGAGUUAGGGUGAGAGGAGUAGAACACGAUGUGGGAGUUAGGGUGAGAGGAGUAGAACACGAUGUGGGAGUUAAAGUUUACCCGAGAAAAUUCAAGAACCAAACAACUAGUAGAAUUUAUAUUGCAUGACAUUUUAUCAGAACCAACUAGUACAAUUCAUACGACAUGAUAUUUAGUCCCAACCAACUGGUAGAAUUCAUAUGACAUGACAUUUAAUCACAACUAUCCAGAGAUGUCAAGUGGUUUUUGGAGGCUUCAUGACACUUUGAGUUUUUAAAAUUAAAAUAAAAAAAAAAAUAAAUGGUUCAGCUUAUUCAAUUUAACAGAAAUAGAUUUAUUUCACCUCACUCCCCCCCCCCCCCAUUUAAAAUAAAAAAAAAAAAAAAAAAUAAAGGUUUCAGCUUUUUAAAUUAAAAAAAAAAGGUUUAUUUUCCCCCCCCCCCCCCCCCCCGACUCCGACUGCCUUCAGGGAUACUGGGCCGACGAGACAGCUCAGCAUCGAUAUCAGUUCUAAGACCCGUAGCUAAUACUUGUUUUUAGAUCCCGACCAGACAACAUAGUUUGCCAAUAGACAGACAGAAAUAAAGCAAAAUGCAUAAACACUAACAUACUUAGACCAAACAUUGACAACACAUUGUGGAAACUACAGCGACAACACCGGCAUCUAAUGACUCAGAUGCGGACGGACCGAAUCGCCGUACGAUCCUAAAAUAAGUGGCGAGAGAGAAUCAUAGACCAAACAUGUCGGCAUCGCUUGCUAGUCCCAGAAACUUUAGAGCCCAACUUAAUAACACACUAGACCACCAUAAUAAUGUACUAAGCCACACCAUUAUACCACACUAAACACCACAAUAGCACACUCGACUCUACCAUAACACACUCUGCCACACCAUGAAAUACACUAGAACACACCAUCAUAACAAACUAGACCAAACCAUAUUAACACACUAGACCACAACAUAAUAACAAACUUGGCCAAACCAUAAUAACAAACUUGGCCAAACCAUAAUAACAAACUUGGCCAAACCAUAAUAACAAACUUGGCCAAACCAUAAUAACACACUAUACCUCAACAUAACUCUCAUCAUAGCCCCCUUAACACCUCUCUAAAUAAACUAAUUAAUUUCCUCGGUUCAUCACUGCUCUCAUAGCCCCAUUACCUUCCCUGGGUUCAUCACUGCUCUCAUAGCCCCUUACCUUCCCCGAGUUCAACACUGCUCUCAUGUUUAUUGUGUUGUCAGUUGAUUUCACUGACAGUGCUCCCUCUAUAGUACUCCUUAAAAGGUAUCUUUCAAUUAAGUCAUCUUGACGCAAAAUAGAAACGGUUUAGUUUUUGCCAUUAUUGCUAGAUAAGAUUUCCAACGUACCUUUAGAUUGUUUGGAUAUAUUUAGCCAAUGGGAUUAGGGUUAGAGUUAGGGUUAGGGUUUGCCAAUGGGAUUACUUUAGUUCUAAAAAAUAACCAGAGAUCUGAUACCAUAAAAUAACAUUAAAUAUUAGUGCAAAUUUUUAAAAAAAAAUUAUUUUAAAAAAAAAAUAUAUAUAUGCAUAUAAUAUAAAAACACACAAGAAGAUUUCUUACACAGCUUCCAGGACAACAUAUGUCAACUGUCCUAUUUAAGGCAACCAAUGUUUCGUAUCUCUUUGGAAACUUCAACUCUUCCUAUCCUGCAUUUCAGGAUGUACUUCAUCAACUUCAUCUUUAGAGUUGGACACAGUCAGCUGGUCAAGGACGAAUGUGUUUAAGACAAACCGUGUCCAUGAGGAUCAGCAGCUUACAAAGUUGUCCAAUCAAAGUUGUCCAACCAAAGUUGACCAAUCAAAGUCUGAUUUUAUCAAAACUCUAUUCCAUUAAGUACUCAAACCAGGAAUCUAACAUCUCUCUGAAGUAACCUGACAAAGCAAACUAAACCAAAAAAAAAAUAAUAAUAAUAAGUCAGUGGAAUCUACGUGAAGUAAUGAGCAUUUCGUAUUACUUACUCUGAAAGUAAUGGAAGUUACAAUAGAAGUAGAGAGCAAAGGAAGCUAGAAAUAAAAAAAAUAAUUGAAAAGGGAACUAACGAAUAAUUACAUCGUAAACAGCACAAUCCAUCAAGGUAACUCACAAUCCAUCAAGGUAACGCCACAAUCCAUCAAGGUAACGCCACAAUCCAUCAAGGUGACGUCACAAUCCAUCAAGGUAACGUCACAAGCCAUCAAGGUAACGUCACAAUCCAUCAAGGUCACGCCACAGUACAUCAAGGCAGAUUUCAAAGCUAUCAAAACACAAUCAUAUAUCAAGGUGACGCCACAAUCCUAUAUCAAGGUGACAUCAAGACUCAAUCAGACGCGUAACCAUGAAGGCUGAGGACUCCACAUCCAGCUUUGAUGUCCCUGACGCUAACUUCGCACCUGACGCCGAAUUAUUACCUGACGCCAACAUCGUACCUGACGUCACCAUCGCUUUACAAGAGGUUAUUAUUUAUUAACUUUGAAAUAAAUUUACAACUCUAAAAAAGGUCAUAGCCUACACCCUUGCUUGGGUUAGGGUUAAGGUCAAUGAUAGAGGGGCAAGGUCACUCUCUACAUCCUUGGUUUACAACCUUUAUCACUUUCUCAUCAUAUGCACACAAUGUGAUUAUCCAAUAGUCAUAUGCACUCAAUGUUAUUAUCCAAUAGUCAUAUGCACUCAAUGUGAUUAUCCAAUAGUCAUAUGCACUCAAUGUGAUUAUCCAAUCGUCAUGCAGACAACGUGAUUAUCCAAUAGUCAUAUGCUCUCAAUGUGAUUAUCCAAUAGUCAUAUGCACACAAUGUGAUUAUCCAAUAGUCAUAUGCACACAACGUGAUUAUACAAUAGUCAUAUGCACACAAUGUGAUUAUCCAAUAGUCAUAUGCAUACAAUGUGAUUAUCCAAUAGUCAUAUACACACAAUGUGAUUAUCCAAUAGUCAUAUGCACACACUGUGAUUAUCCAAUAGUCAUAUGCAUACAAUGUGAUUAUCCAAUAGUCAUAUGCACUAAAUGUGAUUAUCCAAUAGUCAUAUGCACUCAAUGGGAUUAUCCAAUAGUCAUAUGCACACAAUGUGAUUAUACAAUAGUCAGAUGCACACAAUAUGAUUAUCCAAUAGUUUUAUGCACUCAAUGUGAUUAUACAAUAGUCAUAUGAACACAAUGUGAUUCCCAAAACGUCCAAUGCACACAAUGGGAGUUUACAUUAGCAAUAUGCAUAGAAUGCGUUUCUCAAAAGCGCUGUGCACAUAAUGUGAUUAUCCAAUAGUCAUACGCACACAGUUUGAUCCUCCAAAAGUCGUAUGCACACAAAGAGUGCUAACGCUCAAAUAUUAAGACGUAAGAACUAUGAAAAGCAAAUAAAUCAUGACUUUUCUGAUUUGUAACAAUAGUCACAUUGAGACAUGACUGUAUUGAUUUGUACUCAUGGUAGAGUUUGAAUAAUGACUGCACUGAUUUGUACCCAUGGUAUAAAUUGAAUCAUGACUGUACCGAUUUGUUCCCAGUCCGAGACGAGCGCUAGUGCCACGAUUAAUAUGGAUUAUUCUUAAAUGUGCAUACAGUGUGACACAUAGAUGCUGGCAUAGAAGCUGGCAUAGAAGCCGGCAUAGAAGCUGGCAUAGAAGCUGGCAUAGAUCCUGGCAUAGAAGCUGGCAUAGAUCCUGGCAUAGAACCUGGCAUAGAACCUGGCAUAGAAGCUGGCAUAGAAGCUGGCAUAGAAGCUGGCAUAGAAGCUGGCAUAGAAGCUGGCAUACAAUCUGGCAUAGAACUUGGCAUCGAAGCUGGCAUAGAACCUGGCAUAGAGCUUGGCAUAGAACCUGGCAUAGAUGCUGGCAUAGACGCUUGGCAUAGAAGCUGGCAUACAAUCUGGCAUAGAACUUGGCAUAGAAGCUGGCAUAGAUGUUGACAUACAAGCUUGCAUAGAAGCUGUCAUAGAUGCUGGCACAGAAGCUGGCAUAGGAGCUGGCAGAGGGGUUUGAACAGAAGCUGGCAUAGGGGCUGGCACAGAAGCUGGCAUAGGAGGUGGCACAGGGGCUGGAACAGAAGGUGGCAUAGGAACUGGCAUAGAAAAUGACAUAGAUGCUGGCAUAGGAGCUGGUAUGGGAGCUGGCAUAGACACACGGGCCAUGAAAGUAAUCAAUCAUGGGAACUAGGGUCGGAAGAUAAACAAAAUAUUGAUUCACAAACUAAAUCGUUCUGAGUUUUCUGAUGCGCAAAAUGUCCUAAAUGUUUCAAUUUUAUACCAGAUGUAUACUCUGCAUUCCAACAUAUUACUGGUACCGUUGUCUUACUUCAAUACACACACAGCCAUUCUUGGUCCACACUUCACAACACACAGCCAUACUUUGUCUACACUUAUCUACACACAGCCAUACUUGGUUCUUACUUCACAACACACACAGCCAUUGGGUCCACACUUCACAACACACACAGCCAUACUUGGUCCACACUUCACAACAUACACAGCCAUUAGGUUUACACUUCACAACACACACAGCCAUUAGGUUUACACUUUACAACAUACACAGCCAUUAGGUCCACGCAUCACAACACACACAGCCAUUAGGUCCGCACUUCACAACAUACACAGCCAUUAGGUCCACACAUCACAACACACACAGCCAUUAGAUCCGCACUUCACAACACACACAGCCAUUAGGUCCACACUUUACAACAUACACAGCCAUUAGGUCCACACAUCACAACACACACAACCAUUAGAUCCGCACUUCACAACACACACAGCCAUUCGGUCCACACUUCACAACACACACAGCCAUUAGGUUCACACUUCACAACACACACAGCCAUACUUGCUCCACACUUUACAACACACACAGCCAUUAGGUUCACACUUAACAACACACACAGUCAUACUUGCUCCACAUUUCACAACACACACAGCCAUUAGGUCCACACUUUAUAAUACACAAGCCAUUAGGUACACACUUCACAACACACACAGCCAUUAGGUCAACACUUCACAACACACAGAGCCAUUAGGUCCACACUUAACGAUGCACACAGCCAUACUUUCUCCACACUUUACAACACACACAGCCAUUAGGACCUAACUUCACAACACAAACAGCCAUUAGGUCCACACUUUACAACACACACAGCCAUUAGGACCUAACUUCACAACACACACAGCCAUUAGGACCUAACUUCACAACACACACAGCCAUUAGGACCUAACUUCACAACACACACAGCCAUUAGGACCUAACUUCACAACACACACAGCCAUUAGGCCCUAACUUCACAACACAUACAGCCAUUAGGACCUAACUUCACAACACACUAUCCUAACAGUUGGACAGAGUAGUAAUUAUUCUGAUAGUUGGACACCAAUUAAAGCAGUCUCCAAAUACAAUUUUUUUAUACAUAAAUAUUCCUGAUAAAUUUUUUAAAUCAACUGAAACUGUAACAUAUGUUUGAUAUCAUCUAAAACUGUAAAAUAUGUGUGAUAUCAAUUGAGACUGUAACAUCCAUUAAAUAUUGCUGUGAACAUGUAAUGUUAUUUCAAGGAUAAAGACACUAUAGAAUUUUACUGUGUUUGACAGACACAGAUAGAAGUGGUCGAUACUGUCUCAACAUCAAGCAACCAAGAGUUCCAGAUAAGUGAGCUACUCUCUCUGCUUAGAGAUGAACUCUUGGAGUUGAAAGAAAAGUUCAGGAAAAUUGUAAGUUACAUGUGUAUUCUGUUCGUUACAUGUGUAUUCUGUUCGUUAAAUGUGUUUUCUGUUCGUUACAUGUGUAUUCUGUUCGUUACAUGUGUAUUCUGUUCGUUACAUGUGUAUUCUGUUCGUUACAUGUGUAUUCUGUUCGUUACAUGCGUAUUCUGUUCGUUACAUGCGUAUUCUGUUCGUUACAUGCUUAUUAUGUUCGUUACAUGCUUAUUAUGUUCGUUACAUGCUUAUUCUGUUCGUUACAUGUGUAUUCUAUUCGUUACAUGCGAAUUCUGUUCGUUACAUGCGUAUUCCGUUCGUUACAUGCGUAUUAUGUUCGUUACAUGCGUAUUCCGUUCGUUACAUGCGUAUUAUGUUCGUUACAUGCGUAUUAUGUUCGUUACAUGCGUAUUAUGUUCGUUACAUGCGUAUUAUGUUAGUUACAUGUUUAUUCUGUUCGUUACAUACGUAUUAUGUUCGUUACAUGCGUAUUCUGUUCGUUACAUCCUUAUUAUGUUCGUUACAUGCGUAUUCUGUUCGUUACAUGCGUAUUCCGUUCGUUACAUGCGUAUUCUGUUCGUUACAUGCGUAUUAUGUUAGUUACAUGUUUAUUCUGUUCGUUACAUACGUAUUAUGUUCGUUACAUGCGUAUUCUGUUCGUUACAUGUGUAUUCUGUUCGUUACAUGUGUAUUCUGUUCGAUACAUGUGUAUUCUGUUCGUUACAUGUGUAUGCUGUUCGUUACAUGUGUAUGCUGUUCGUUAUAUGUGUAUUCUGCUCGUUACAUGUGUAUUCUGUUCGUUACAUGUUUAUUCUGUUCGACAGGAUGUUUAUAACUUACAUGAUAUAUGAUGUGAGAGCUUUCUGAAAAAUGUAUUAUUUCAUAUAUUCCUUGUAGUGUGUGGAGGACCUUGUAGUGUGUGCAGGACCUUGUAGUGUGUGCAUGACCUUGUAUUGUGUGCAUGACCUUGUAUUGUGUGCAUGACCUUUUAGUGUGCAUGACCUUGUUGUGUGUGCAUGACCUUGUAGUGUGUGCAUGACCUUGUAGUGUGUGCAUGACCUUGUAGUGUGUACAUGACCUUGUAUUGUGUACAUAACCUCGUAGUGUGUGCAUGACCUUGUAGUGUGUGUAUGACCUUGUAGUAUGUGCAUGACCUUGUCGUGUGUGCAUGACCUUGUAAUGUGUGCAUGACCUUGUUGUGUGUGCAUGGCCUUGUAGUGUGUGUAUGUCUGUGUAUAGUGUGCAUGUUCAUGUAGUGUGUACAUGUCCCUGUACUAUGUCUAUGUCGGGUGUGCAUGUCCCUAUUAAGUGUGUAUGUCUCUAUAGUAUGUGCAUGUCCUUAUAAUGUGUGUGCAUUUCUCUUUAGUGUGUGCAUAUCACUAUAGUGUAUGAAUGUCCCUAUAAUGUGUGCAUAUCCCUGUACUAUGUAGGAUGUGCAUGUACCUGUAGUGUGUGCAUGCCUCUGUGGUUAUUGUGCAUGUCCCAGAAGUGGGUCCAUGUCUCUGUAAUUUGUGCAUGCCUCUGUAGUUUGUGCAUGUCCCUGUAGUGUGUGCAAGUCCCUAGAGUAUGUGCAUGUUCCGGGAAUGUGUGUACAUGUCCAGGGAAUGUGAGUACAUGCCUACUGUGAUUAAGAUACGUCCACAGCUACGGGCCUGCUGUCAAGUAAGUAUCGGCUCACGAAUGUAGCUUGUCAUUGAGAGAAGGUCAUUCUUGAUCUCAUCAUCAUCAGCUGUUUGUCACACUGACACAACUCAUUCAUCAUCUUCUGUGUGUCACACAAACACAACUCAUUCAUCAUCAGCUGUCUGUCACACGACCACAACUCAUUCAUCAAUCAGCUGUUUGUCAAACUUACACAACUCAUUCAUCAUCAGCUGUCGGUCAUACUAACACAACUCAUUCAUCAUCAGCUGUCUGUCACACUAACACAACUCAUUCAUCAUCAGCUGUCGGUCACACUAACACAACUCAUUCAUCAUCAGCUGUCGGUCACACUAACACAACUCAUUCAUCAUCAGCUGUCGGUCACACUAACACAACUCAUUCAUUAUCAGCUGUCUGUCACACUAACACAACUCAUUCAUCAUCAGCUGUCGGUCACACUAACACAACUCAUUCAUCAUCAGCUGUCGGUCACACUAACACAACUCAUUCAUCAUCAGCUGUCGGUCACACUAACACAACUCAUUCAUCAUCAGCUGUCGGUCACACUAACACAACUCAUUCAUCAUCAGCUGUCGGUCACACUAACACAACUCAUUCAUCAUCAGCUGUCGGUCACACUAACACAACUCAUUCAUCAUCAGCUGUCGGUCACACUAACACAACUCAUUCAUCAUCAGCUGUCGGUCACACUAACACAACUCAUUCAUCAUCAGCUGUCGGUCACACUAACACAACUCAUUCAUCAUCAGCUGUCGGUCACACUAACACAACUCAUUCAUCAUCAGCUGUCGGUCACACUAACACAACUCAUUCAUCAUCAGCUGUCGGUCACACUAACACAACUCAUUCAUCAUCAGCUGUCGGUCACACUAACACAACUCAUUCAUCAUCAGCUGUCGGUCACACUAACACAACUCAUUCAUCAUCAGCUGUCGGUCACACUAACACAACUCAUUCAUCAUCAGCUGUCGGUCACACUAACACAACUCAUUCAUCAUCAGCUGUCGGUCACACUAACACAACUCAUUCAUCAUCAGCUGUCGGUCACACUAACACAACUCAUUCAUCAUCAGCUGUCGGUCACACUAACACAACUCAUUCAUCAUCAGCUGUCGGUCACACUAACACAACUCAUUCAUCAUCAGCUGUCGGUCACACUAACACAACUCAUUCAUCAUCAGCUGUCGGUCACACUAACACAACUCAUUCAUCAUCAGCUGUCAGUCACACUAACACAACUCAUUCAUCAUCAGCUGUCGGUCACACUAAAACAACUCAUUCAUCAUCAGCUCUCAGCUCUCAUAUUACUAUCUAUUUCUCCUAAAGGAAUCCACCCUCGGGGUGGAGAGAGUGACUUUGAAAGAUGUAGGUGAUAAGGUCAUGGUUAUUGUUGAGUCCAUAGCUGGGACGACAAUGAUACCUGUCCCACCUCUUACUGGGAUGACGUCAGUGGAACCUGGUACAAUCAACAUGAAGUCUCCGUCAGGUACUUGGUACAAAUCAAAUAAGUCAAGUAGACAGUUCUAGUGACUUCCCUUAAUUACACAUACUUUAAAGAAAUGUCAUAAUACAUGCCUUUCAUAUUACAUGCCUUUCAUAUUACAUGCCUUUCAUAUUACAUGCCUUUCAUAUUACAUGACUUUCAAAUUUUGUGACUCGCCUAAUGACUAGUCCAAAUACAACAACUCUUUUUGGAAAUAGUUGUCUAUGGCUUAAAAUCUAUGGCGUCAUGUCAUUUGUUUUGUGAAAUGAAAAGUACUUAUCAUCCCGUUAUAACAAGUGUUAUAAGGUCACACAGAAAAUCUAUGCAGUAAUAUAUGUCACCAAGAAUAUAUAUGUAGUAAAUUAGGUAACCAAAGAAUAUCUCGGUACUGUUAUAGGUCACCAAGAAUGUCUGUGUAGUAUUAUAGGUCACCAAGAAUGUCUGUGUAGUAUUAUAGGUCACCAAAAAUGACUGUGUAGUAUUAUAGGUCACCAAGAAUGUCUGUGUAGUAUUAUAGGUCACUAAGAAUGUCUGUGUAGUAUUAUAGGUCACAAAGAAUGUCUUUGUAGUAUCAUAGAUCACUAAGAAUGUCUGUGUAGUAUUUUAGGUCACCAAGAAUGUCUGUGUAGUAUUAUAGGUCACGAAAAAUGUCUGUGUAGUAUUAUAGGUCACCAAGAAUGUCUGUGUAGUAUUAUAGGUCACAAAGAAUGUCUGUGUAGUAUCAUAGAUCACUAAGAAUGUCUGUGUAGUAUUACAGGUCACCAAGAAUGUCGGUGUAGUAUUAUAGGUCACUAAGAAUGCCUGUGUAGUAUUAUAGGUCACCAAGAAUGUAUGUGUAGUAUUAUAGGUCACCAAGAAUGUCUGUGUAGUAUUAUAGGUCACCAAGAAUGUCUGUGUAGUAUUUUAGGUCACCAAGAAUGUCUGUUUAGUAUUAUAGGUAAGAGCCACAUUUUCUUGCAAAUGUUAUUUUAUCAGGCCAGGAUUCAAUGUGUUUUUGCUUACUACUUGAUGAAUCUCUUUAUCUCUAUAACCGUUUUGAUCAGAGUUUGUUUUGCUGUUAAAUUGUUCCAUGAUUUGGCGUUUGUAUUUUGCACAUGAGAGAAUAGGAACUUAUCUCCUUAGCAACCCUGAAAUAGGAACUUAUCUCCUUAGCAACCCUCAGCGCAACAAUUUUGUCUAGCUUAAACAGUUGGCAGUUUUUUUACCCUGUGUAGUAGCCAUGAUAGUGGGGUAGCCCUGUUAGUGGAGUAGCCAUGGUAGUGGGGUAGCUAUAUUUUUGGGUUAGCCAUUUAAAUUGAACGUAAAUAUAUGUCCCAAUAUUUAAUGGUUGCAGUUCACUGUAUGUUUUUCUUUUGUUGACAGCUGCAGUUGUCGCCCUUCAACAAACAAUGGCCACCAAAGGGGCACCACCCGGAGGUAUGACAGCAGAACAACUCCAAGACUUUAAAAAAAUGACUUUGCAAAUUAAUGCCCUGCAACAAAAAAUAAAAGAUCUUGAGGUAAAAAUAGCAUUUAUUUUGGAUUUGUUUUUACUUCAGUUUAUAUUCAGUGUAUUAUAGAAAAAUAUUAUUAGCUUAGAGAUAAGCGAUACAAAAACCAAUCAAUAGAUAUUUUAAUAAUGAUGAUCAAAACUAGAGAUAAAAUAAAUGGCCAUUUAGGUGGUUAUGUAUUUUUAGAUUAUGUAGUUUGUACAUCCGACAUAGAACUACUCUGCAUUACUUUAAGGCCAUAUUACCUACCUAGGGAGUUCACUCAAAUAUGUAUCAUCCUUACUUACAUUCAACCUAAUGCUAACAAGGAGCAGGCUGCUGAGAGACUUUUGGAUGUAAUCCAUGAUUUUGAAACAAAAAACCCAGACUCCGUUCGUCUUGUUAUGGGGGACUUUAAUGAAAUAUCAAUGAAUAAAUCCAUGCCAACUUACAUCCAGUACGUUACUUGCCCCACGCGACAAGACCGAACUCUGGACAUGUGUAAUAGUAAAAUAAAAAAUGCCUACACAUGUCGAGCUUUAUUUCCUCUAGGAGAAUCCGACCACACAAUGGUCCGCCUAACGACCACGCAAUGGUCCGCCCAACGACCACGCAAUGGUCCGCCUAACGACCACGCAAUGGUCAGCCUAACGACCCCACAAUGGUCCGCCUAACGCCAUGCUAUAAGCCAGUUUUAAAAACAAACAAAAAUGCAAUCAAAAAGUAUUGAACUGUGGUCAGAUGAGGCGACAGAAAAACUUGAAGCCAGCCUGAUUGGAAUGUACAGCCUGGGUCACGUUUAUCAACACUUGCCCGGACAUUGACGAGCUCACAAACACCGUCAAUUCCUACAUUAAGUUCUGUGGAAACGAAAUUAUUCCCAAAAAACAAUCCAAGUAUUCAACAACAACAAACCCUGGAUGAGCAGAGAAAUAAAGGAGGCCAUACUCCACAAGAAUGAGGCCAUCCACCACAAGAAUGAGGCCAUCCACCACAAGAAGGAGGCCAUCCACCACAAGAAGGAGGCGUUCCACCACAAGAAGAACAUGUUUAAGAUUAAUCAUCAGGAAUUCAUUAAAGCUUAAAAAAUUAUUGAAAGAAUAUAUAUAUUAGGGGUAAAAACAAUACAAUCAAAAAAUCGAAAAAUUAUUCACUACUAACAAUUCAAAGGCUUGUUGGGUAGGACUCAAGCAAAUAAUAGGAUAUACUCCUAAGCGAGAAUGCUUAUGUGUUGAGGACGUAAGGAAUUUUGUUAACGACUUAAAUGACUUUUAUUGUCGUUUUGACAGCCUGGACUUUGGAAGAGUGCACAAUGAGAUGAUGAAUUCAUUUCAAGAUGGCAGUAGUACACAGGAUGGUAGUUUGUUGUUUACCGAACAGAGAGUGAUGUCAUUAUUUAAACAAGUGGACGCAGCCAAGGCCUCGGGAUCAGACAAAUUAAGUGGUCGGCUCAUUAAACUAUGUUCAGAGCAGCUCUCCUACAUUUGUUGUUACAUAUUUAAUAAAUCUUAUGUAACUCACACAAUACCAGCAAUAUGGAAAACUUCAGAAAUCAUACCAAUUCCAAAUAAAAUUAAGGCAACGUGCAACAACGACUUACGACCUGUUGCUCUUACCUCUAUUGUCAUGAAAUGUUUUGAGAAAAUAACUCUGAAAUAAAUUUUUAAUGAAGUACACCAAAAACUUGACCCCCACCAAUUAGCCUACAAACCUGCCAGAAGUACGGAGGACGCAAUCUUACUAUUGUUGGAGAGACUUUACCAUCAACUAGACAGUCCUAAAACAUACGCCAGAGUGCUAUUCUUAGACAUCAGCAUUUAACACCAUCCAACCACACCUUAUGAUAAAGAAACUUUCCUCGUUAGGUGUCAAUUUAAUUAUUCAGUCUUGGAUACUGAACUUUUUAACAAAUCGACCACAAUAUGUCAAAGUAAAUAACCAAGUGUCUCUAGCCAGAGAAAUAAGCACUGGGGCACAACAAGGCUGCGUUCUCUCCCCUGUAUUGUAUACAAUAUAUACAAAUGAUAUUCAAAGCUCAACACCGUUCCAAUCUUAAAAUUUGCUGAUGAUACCAUCAUUGUUGGCUUAAUAUCUGAAAGAGAAGGCCUAUACCGUAACUUAGUUACAAGCUUUAUCAAUUGGUACGAUGAAAAUUUUCUCCAGUUGAAUGUCUCAAAAACAAAAGAAAUGGUUGUUAAUUUCAGGAGGGGGAAACACCAGAUUACAGAUCUCAACAUAAAAAAUCAAAAUGUGGAGAAAGUGGAGGCGUACAAGUACUUAGGUGUCACCAUGAAUAAUAAGCUAACAUGGCAUGAGCACUGUCAAAUCCUGUAUAAGAAAUUCAACCAAAGAAUGUUCUACCUCAAAAAACUGUACAAUUUCGGCGUAAACAAGCAAGUCGUUAACUUAUUCUACAGUGCAACUAUUUGAAGCCUGCUUAAUUUCAGUAUUACCUGCUGGUGUGAGAAUUCAACGUCUGAUAUUAAACACCGCAUAAACCGACUAAUCAAGAAAGCUAGGAACAUAACACAAACUAAACAUCCUUCACUUGAAGAACUAUUUGAAGAAAGAUAUUUUUGUAAAACUAAACACAUUUUGGAAGAUACAUCCUAACCUCUUCAUCCUAGAUACUUAGGAUCGGGCCGUUCGGGACGACUUCUUUCCAUCAGGGCGAGAACUGACCGAUAUAAAAAUUCUAUUGUUCCCCAAUCUGUACGAAUUUACCGGCAUGCUUUCUCUGAAGUCACACAUCUGAAUGAGAACUAAUAAGUCCCCGAUUUUGCUAAGAGAACUCACUGAAUGGCUGUUUGAAAUAAUUUAUUUUAAAUGUCUUGUGUUCAAAUUGUUUUAUUUUUUAGCUGAAAAUGUAUCAUGCAAUCAAAAAACAUUUCCAUUUAUUUGGAUCAAUAAAAGAAUCUUAUGUUAUCUUAAGUGGACCUGAUGUUUUGUAUUGCCUGGUGCAGAGCCUCGUUUGCCUAAGAACGGUUAUGCUUUGUUGAUGCUAAUUGAGUAAUAAAUAGCCAAAACUGUUUCUUUUAUGAGAUUCGUUGGAUUUAUCCCAUUUGUCCCAUUUAUCCAAUUAGUCCAAUUUGUCCCAUUUAUCCAAUUAGCCCCAUUUGUCUCAUGUAUCCAAUUAGUCCCAUAUAUCCCUUUCAUCCCUUUUGUCAUAUAUAUCCCAACUGUACCAAUAUUAAAUGUUCUAUUAAAAUAAUAUUUUUAUCAUAUUUCAGAAUAAACUGACAGAUGCUUCAAGUAACAUUAAAAAAGGCACAGAGAGAGCUGAUGAAAUGGAGGAGAAGGUUAGGGUUAGGGUUAGGCACAGAGAAAGCUGAUGAAAUGAAGGAGAAGAUCAAAUGAAUUUCUUUAUGUUUGAAUAAUUUCAAAUAUUUCAGUCAUAAGUAAUCAACUUCUGUCAAAUGAUUCUGUUGAUUAAUGAUAGACAAGUUAUAUUCACUUAAUUACUUACUUGUUAUUUCAUUUUUUUAAAAAAUAAGUUAGAGGAAAAGAGGAAUUUCUAAAAUAUCAUGUUUUAAAUAGUAUACGGUAAAAACAAAGUAUUUAUAUCACUUCAAAAGUUGGGGACACACUAUUUAUAGAUGGCUUUAUUAUCUUGACUUAUAAAUUGAUUUUCUUAAAGAAAUCAUGACGUUCAAAUCUGUUUUUAUUUCUUAGGAAAAUGAAAGCAUCAAAGAUAUUUAUAAGUGUAUGGAUCAAAUCAACAACUCACUCAGUGAAAAAAUAGCUCAACAGAAAGUAGAAGUGCAAAAGAUUGCCGGAGAUACUCCCAAGCCGAUCAAUUACGACCCCUUCAACUACGGCGAGGCUUAUGGUGGGGACGUUGUGGUAAUUACUUUAUGGUGGCGACGUUGUGGUCAUUAUUUUAUGGUGGUGACGUUGUGGUCAUUACUUUAUGGUGGCGAUGUUGUGGUCAUUACUUUAUGGUGGCGAUGUUGUGGUCAUUACUUUAUGGUGGUCAAGUUGUGGUCAUUACUUUAUGGUGGCGACGUUGUUGUCAUUACUUUAUGGUGGCGACGUUGUGGUCAUUAAUUUAUGGUGGUGAUGUUGUGGUCAUUACUUUAUGGUGGCGACGUUGUGGUCAUUACUUUAUGGUGGCGACGUUGCGGUCAUUACUUUAUGGUGGCGAUGUUGUGGUCAUUACUUUAUGGUGGCGAUGUUGUGGUCAUUACUUUAUGGUGGCGAUGUUGUGGUCAUUACUUUAUGGUGGCGACGUUGUGGUCAUUACUUUAUGGUGGCGAUGUUGUGGUCAUUACUUUAUGGUGGCGAUGUUGUGGUCAUUACUUUAUGUUGGGGACGUUGUGGUCAUUACUUUAUGGUGGCGAUGUUGUGGUCAUUACUUUAUGGUGGCGACGUUGUGGUCAUUACUUUAUGGUGGCGACGUUGUGGUCAUUACUUUAUGGUGGCGAUGUUGUGGUCAUUACUUUAUGGUGGCGACGUUGUGGUCAUUACUUUAUGGUGGCGACGUUGUGGUCAUUACUUUAUGGUGGCGACGUUGUGGUCAUUACUUUAUGGUGGCGACGUUGUGGUCAUUACUUUAUGGUGGCGACGUUGUGGUCAUUACUUUAUGGUGGCGACGUUGUGGUCAUUACUUUAUGGUGGCGACGUUGUGGUCAUUACUUUAUGGUGGCGACGUUGUGGUCAUUACUUUAUGGUGGCGACGUUGUGGUCAUUACUUUAUGGUGGCGACGUUGUGGUCAUUACUUUAUGGUGGCGACGUUGUGGUCAUUACUUUAUGGUGGCGACGUUGUGGUCAUUACUUUAUGGUGGCGACGUUGUGGUCAUUACUUUAUGGUGGCGACGUUGUGGUCAUUACUUUAUGGUGGCGACGUUGUGGUCAUUACUUUAUGGUGGCGACGUUGUGGUCAUUACUUUAUGGUGGCGACGUUGUGGUCAUUACUUUAUGGUGGCGACGUUGUGGUCAUUACUUUAUGGUGGCGACGUUGUGGUCAUUACUUUAUGGUGGCGACGUUGUGGUCAUUACUUUAUGGUGGCGACGUUGUGGUCAUUACUUUAUGGUGGCGACGUUGUGGUCAUUACUUUAUGGUGGCGACGUUGUGGUCAUUACUUUAUGGUGGCGACGUUGUGGUCAUUACUUUAUGGUGGCGACGUUGUGGUCAUUACUUUAUGGUGGCGACGUUGUGGUCAUUACUUUAUGGUGGCGACGUUGUGGUCAUUACUUUAUGGUGGCGACGUUGUGGUCAUUACUUUAUGGUGGCGACGUUGUGGUCAUUACUUUAUGGUGGCGACGUUGUGGUCAUUACUUUAUGGUGGCGAUGUUGUGGUCAUUACUUUAUGGUGGUGACGUUGUGGUCAUUAUUUUAUGGUUGUGACGUUGUGGUCAUUACUUUAUGGUGGCGACGUUGUGGUCAUUACUUUAUGGUGGCGAUGUUGUGGUCAUUACUUUAUGGUGGCGACGUUGUGGUCAUUAUUUUAUGGUGGUGACGUUGUGGUCAUUACUUUAUGGUGGCGACGUUGUGGUCAUUACUUUAUGGUGGAGACGUUGUGGUCAUUACUUUAUUUUGGGGACGUUGUGGUCAUUACUUUAUGUUGGGGACGUUGUGGUCAUUACUUUAUGGUGGAGACGUUGUGGUCAUUACUUUAUUGUGGCGAUGUUGUGGUCAUUACUUUAUGGUGGAGACGUUGUGGUCAUUACUUUAUUGUGGCGAUGUUGUGGUCAUUACUUUAUGGUGGAGACGUUGUGGUCAUUACUUUAUGUUGGGGACGUUGUGGUCAUUACUUUAUGUUGGGGACGUUGUGGUCAUUACUUUAUGGUGGAGACGUUGUGGUCAUUACUUUAUGUUGGGGACGUUGUGGUCAUUAUUUUAUGGUGGAGACGUUGUGGUCAUUAUUUUAUGGUGGUGACGUUGUGGUCAUUACUUUAUGGUGGCGACGUUGUGGUCAUUAAUUUAUGGUGGCGACGUUGUGGUCAUUACUUUAUGGUGGUCACGUUGUGGUCAUUACUUUAUUGUGGCGAUGUUGUGGUCAUUACUUUAUGUUGGCGAUGUUGUGGUCAUUACUUUAUGUUGGCGACGUUGUGGUCAUUACUUUAUGGUGGAGACGUUGUGGUCAUUACUUUAUUGUGGCGAUGUUGUGGUCAUUACUUUAUGUUGGCGAUGUUGUGGUCAUUACUUUAUGUUGGCGAUGUUGUGGUCAUUACUAUAUGGUGGAGACGUUGUGGUCAUUACUUUAUGUUGGGGACGUUGUGGUCAUUACUUUAUGGUGGCGAUGUUGUGGUAAUUACUUUAUGGUGGCGAUGUUGUGGUCAUUACUUUAUGGUGGCGACGUUGUGGUCAUUACUUUAUGGUGGCGACGUUGUGGUCAUUACUUUAUGGUGGCGACGUUGUGGUCAUUAAUUUAUGGUGGCGACGUUGUGGUCAUUACUUUAUGGUGGUCACGUUGUGGUCAUUACUUUAUUGUGGCGAUGUUGUGGUCAUUACUUUAUGUUGGCGAUGUUGUGGUCAUUACUUUAUGUUGGCGACGUUGUGGUCAUUACUUUAUGGUGGAGACGUUGUGGUCAUUACUUUAUUGUGGCGAUGUUGUGGUCAUUACUUUAUGUUGGCGAUGUUGUGGUCAUUACUUUAUGUUGGCGAUGUUGUGGUCAUUACUUUAUGGUGGAGACGUUGUGGUCAUUACUUUAUGUUGGGGACGUUGUGGUCAUUACUUUAUGUUGGCGACGUUGUGGUCAUUACUUUAUGUUGGGGACGUUGUGGUCAUUACUUUAUGGUGGGGACGUUGUGGUCAUUACUUUAUGUUGGGGACGUUGUGGUCAUUACUUUAUGGUGGGGACGUUGUGGUCAUUACUUUAUGGUGGGGACGUUGUGGUCAUUACUUUAUGGUGGCGAUGUUGUGGUCAUUACUUUAUGGUGGGGACGUUGUGGUCAUUACUUUAUGGUGGCGAUGUUGUGGUCAUUACUUUAUGGUGGGGACGUUGUGGUCAUUACUUUAUGGUGGAGACGUUGUGGUCAUUACUUUAUGGUGGGGACGUUGUUGUCAUUACUUUAUUGUGGGGACGUUGUGGUCAUUACUUUAUGGUGGUCACGUUGUGGUCAUUACUUUAUGGUGGCGAUGUUGUGGUCAUUACUUUAUGGUGGCGAUGUUGUUGUCAUUACUUUAUGGUGGGGACGUUGUGGUCAUUACUUUAUGGUGGCGAUGUUGUGGUCAUUACUUUAUGGUGGGGACGUUGUGGUCAUUACUUUAUGGUGGAGACGUUGUGGUAAUUAUUUUAUUGUGGUGACGUUGUGGUCAUUACUUUAUGGUGGCGACGUUGUGGUCAUUAAUUUAUGGUGGCGACGUUGUGGUCAUUACUUUAUGGUGGUCACGUUGUGGUCAUUACUUUAUUGUGGCGAUGUUGUGGUCAUUACUUUAUGGUGGGGACGUUGUGGUGAUUACUUUAUGGUGGCGAUGUUGUUGUAUUUACUUUAACGUUGUGGAAAUUCUUUAAGCUCACAUUGAUAUCCAUUGAAUAACAUAUAGGAAAUACACAAAGAGUAAAGCAGAUGUUUCAAGAUACAUGACUGAUAUUCUCACUCCAUUCAAUAAGUAUUGUUUCAAUAAACUUCUGCUUAUAAUAUAAAUAUAAUGUGAGCACUCUUAUAAUUUGGUCCAGUCAUCUCUAAAUACCAUGGAUUAAAUAAGACCUGACUUAGGAAAUCUUACGAAGCGUAAAUCCCAUCAUUUUAGGAUUUCCAAGCACGCAGAAGAAUCCUGGAGAUCAAACUUCUACUUCAAGGUCUGCAGUCUUCAAUGGCCCAGCUUCGAGACUCUGUGAAGGUCAGUCCAAGUAUUGACCUUGGCUAUAAGAUCGUUCGCUUGGAUCAACUGAUAGCAUCCAGUGGAUUCGGUAAAGCUAUACAGAAAGGAGGUAUGUCGGUCAUUUAGGAGAGUUUAUUGACAAGUAAAUAAUUAUACACACAUUUAAUCACAUAUUUAUACACACAUUGAUACACACGUUUAUGCACACAUUUAUACACACAUUUAUACACACAUUUAUACACACAUUUAUACACACAUUUAUACACAUAUUCGAUGUAUCGGGUAUGUGGGAAAUAUUUUUAAACUAUUUGUUGAAUCUACAAGUGUAAACACAGAUUCUGUCAGGCAAGGUCAUGACCUUCUAUAAACAGCAAGUAUGCUUCAGAGUGAUGGUUUUAUAUAGUGCGAUACCCAAGCCCAGGGCGGGGCCCAACACGCUGAACAUACAAUUUAACAAACAUAGUCAAAAACUAAAAAUAAACAUACAUUUAUUAAAUAAAACAAAAUAAAUAUAUAUUCACUCUACACAUUCAAGAACUUGCAGUUUUGAAGGUCAAGUUAGUCUGUCUUAAUUGUCUCAACUAAAAAUAACAUUGGCCAAGUUAGUCUAUCUUUAUUGUCUCAACUAAACGAAAGAUUGGCCAAGUUAGUCUGUCUUAAUUGUCUAAACAAAACAAUGGCCAAGUUAGUCUGUAUUUAUUGUCUCAACUAAACGAAAGAUUGGCCAAGUUAGUCUGUCUUUAUUGUCUCUACUAAACGAAAGAUUGGCCAAGUUAGUCUGUCUUUAUUGUCUCUACUAAACGAAACAAUGGCCAAGCAAGUCUGUCUUUAUUGUCUCAACUAAAUAAAAAAUCGGCCAAGUUGGUCUCUCUUUAUUGUCUCUACUGAACGAAACAAUGGCCAAGUUAGUCUGUCUUUAUUGUCUCAACUAAACAAAACAAUGGCCAAGUUAGUCUGUCUUUAUUGUCUCAACUAAAUAAAAAAUUGGCCAAGCUAGUCUGUCUUUAUUGUCUCAACUAAACAAAACAAUGGCCAAGCUAUUCUGUCUUUAUUGUCUCAACUAAAUAAAAAAUUGGCCAAGCUAAUCUGUCUUUAUUGUCUCUACUAAACGAAACAAUGGCCAAGCUAGUCUGUCUUUAUUGUCUCAACUAAAUAAAAAAUUGGCCAAGUUAGUUAGUAUGUCUUUAUGUCUCAACUAAAUAAAAAAUUGGCCAAGUUAGUCUGUCUUUAUUGUCUCAACUAAAUACAAAAUUGGCCAAUUUAAUCUGUCUUGAUUGUCUCAACUAAACGAAACAGUGUCAAAGAGAGACUACAAAGUAAAUAAUUAAAUAAAUACCCAGAUAAGGCAAUUAUAUCAUCAGAUAUCUACUUAUAAAAAAAGCUACAUCAUCUAUUUCUACUGAAGAAGACAGCAAGGCUCAACAUUCCACGAUUUCAAAGAUGCCAUUCUUGUGAUACCCACCUUGCUCGUCCAGAACCUGCUUAACUAUACACGAAUCUUGACCUUGGACCGAAAUAAACUUUUAUGAUUUAAACACUGAACAUUUGAAAACUGACAUCGUGGUUGUGUAUGACAUUAUGGUUGUGUAUAACAUGAUGGUUGUAUAUGACAUGGUGGUUGUGUAUGACACGAUGGUUGUGUAUGACAUGGUUGUUGUGUAUAGCACGAUGGUUGUGUAUGACAUUGUGGUUGUGUAUGACAUGAUGGUUGUGUAUGACAUGAUGGUGUGUGACAUGAUGGUUAUUGCCUAGCAGGUACAAGUGAAACGUAUGGAAAAAAUGAUCAUAUUUUCUCAGUACAUGUGGACUUCACUGAGGACUUGAACAAUAUCUGUUACUGGGGACCUCUCACACCAGCUUAUCACCCUAUUAUUUAAAUCUUUAAAAUGGCAUGACAACAAUGUUACAAAUAAUGUCUUUCUUUCUUUGGGUGAUUAAUGUCUUUCUUUCUUUCUUUGGUUAAUGUCUUUCUUUCUUUGUUUGAUUAAUAUCUUUCUUUCUUUGUUUAGUUAAUGUCUUUCUUUCUUUGUUUGGUUAAUGUCUUCCUUUCUUUGUUUGGUUAAUGUCUUCCUUUCUUUGUUUAAUUAAUAUCUUUCUUUCUUUGUUUAAUUAAUAUCUUUCUUUCUUUGUUUGCUUCCAGACGCAACGCACGAGGAUGUCCUGGUUGUUAGCAACUCUAAAGUUAGGAUCCCAGGCAAGGUAGACUACCCAAAGAAAGAAAUCUUUCAAGUAACAGACGAUAUGGUAAUAUUAUAUAUGUAAAUUAUUAUUAAAGAAAUUAAGAUUAUUUGACCUUUGACCUUUCUUAUAGUUUCAUUGUUACGAUAAUUUUUGUUAGUCUUCUAUCAUUUAGAUUCAAACAGUUCAUCUCAACAUACGUAUAGACAAUGUCAACAUACUAAAGGACAAUGUCAACAUACUUAUAGACAAUGUCAACAUAGUUAUAGACAAUGUCAACAUACUUAUGUACUGUCAACAUACGUAUAUACUGUAAACAUACUUAUAGUUAUGUCAACAUACUUAUAGACUAUGUCAACAUACUUAUAGACAAUGUCAACAUACUUAUAUACUUUCAACAUACUUAUAUACUGUCAACAUACUUAUAUAAUGUCAACAUACUUAUAUAAUGUCAACAUACUUAUAGACAAUGUCAACAUACUUAUAGAUAAUGUCAACAUACUUAUAUACUUUCAACAUACUUAUAUACUGUCAACAUACUUAUAUAAUGUCAACAUACUUAUAUAAUGUCAACAUACUUAUAGACUAUGUCAACAUACUUAUAGACAAUGUCAACAUACUUAUAUACUUUCAACAUACUUAUAUACUGUCAACAUACUUAUAUAAUGUCAACAUACUUAUAUAAUGUCAACAUACUUAUAGACAAUGUCAACAUACUUAUAGAUAAUGUCAACAUACUUAUAUACUUUCAACAUACUUAUAUACUGUCAACAUACUUAUAUAAUGUCAACAUACUUAUAUAAUGUCAACAUACUUAUAGACUAUGUCAACAUACUUAUAGACAAUGUCAACAUACUUAUAUACUUUCAACAUACUUAUAUACUGUCAACAUACUUAUAUAAUGUCAACAUACUUAUAUAAUGUCAACAUACUUAUAGACAAUGUCAACAUACUUAUAGACAAUGUUAACAUACUUAUCUACAAUGUCAACAUACUUAUAGAAAAUGUCAACAUACUUAUAGAUAAUGUCAACAUACUUAUAGAUAAUGUCAACAUACUUAUAGAUAAUGUCAACAUACUUAUAGAAAAUGUCAACAUACUUAUAGAUAAUGUCAACAUACUUAUAGAUAAUGUCAACAUACUUAUAUACUCCAAACAUACUUAUAGACAAUGUUAACAUACUUAUCUACAAUGUCAACAUACUUAUAGAUAAUGUCAACAUACUUAUAGAAAAUGUCAACAUACUUAUAGAAAAUGUCAACAUACUUAUAGAUAAUGUCAACAUACUUAUAGAAAAUGUCAACAUACUUAUAGAUAAUGUCAACAUACUUAUAGACAAUGUCAACAUACUUAUAGAUAAUGUCAACAUACUUAUAGAUAAUGUCAACAUACUUAUAGACAAUGUCAACAUACUUAUAGACAAUGUCAACAUACUUAUAGAUAAUGUCAACAUACUUAUAGAUAAUGUCAACAUAAUUAUAGACAAUGUCAACAUACUUAUAGACAAUGUCAACAUACUUAUAGACAAUGUCAACAUACUUAUAGAUAAUGUCAACAUACUUAUAGAUAAUGUCAACAUACUUAUAGACAAUGUCAACAUACUUAUAGACAAUGUCAACAUACUUAUAGAUAAUGUCAACAUACUUAUAGAAAAUGUCAACAUACUUAUAGACAAUGUCAACAUACUUAUAGAUAAUGUCAACAUACUUAUAGAAAAUGUCAACAUACUUAUAGACAAUGUCAACAUACUUAUAGAUAAUGUCAACAUACUUAUAGACAAUGUCAACAUACUUAUAUAUGUUUACAUGUUUUUAAUAAUUGUAAAGCGCUUAGAGCUUUAAGGUAAAAUGCCUGAAUAAAUAAAUAAAUAAAUAUACAGUUAAAAUAUUUAUAGACAACGUCAACUUACUUAUAGACAAUGUCAACUUACUUAUAGACAACGUCAACUUACUUAUAGACAAGGUACUUAUAGACAAUGUCAACAUACUUGACAUUUGUACAAAGUUUCUUUUAAUAUACAAUUGGAUAUAAAGUCAUGUUCUCCUAAUGUACAGGAAUCCAACUGGGCGAUAACAGACUCCAUCAUGCAGACGAUGUACCGGCUGGAAAUGGAAUUAGGAGAUCUUCAGAAAGUUGUUGGUUCCUCUGACUUAAGCACCAACACCAAGCUCUUAGAGGUAAACUUAUGACUUAAGCAUUAACAUCAAGCUCUUAGAGGUAAACUUCUGAAUUAAGCACCAACACCAAGCUCUUAGAGGUAAACUUCUGAAUUAAGCACCAACACCAAGCUCUUAGAGGUAAACUUCUGAAUUAAGCACCAACACCAAGCUCUUAGAGGUAAACUUAUGACUUAAGCAUUAACAUCAAGCUCUUAGAGGUAAACUUAUGACUUAAGCAUUAACACCAAGCUCUUAGAGGUAAACUUCUGAAUUAAGCACCAACACCAAGCUCUUAGAAGUAAACUUAUGACUUAAGCACCAACACCAAGCUCUUAGAGGUAAACUUAUGACUUAAGCAUUAACACCAAGCUCUUAGAGGUAAACUUCUGAAUUAAGCACCAACACCAAGCUCUUAGAGGUAAACUAUGACUUAAGCACCAACACCAAGCUCUUAGAGGUAAACUAUGACUUAAGCACCAACACCAAGCUCUUAGAGGUAAACUAUGACUUUAGCACCAACACCAAGCUCUUAGAGGUAAACUAUGACUUAAGCACCAACACCAAGCUCUUAGAGGUAAACUUAUGACUUAAGCACUAACACCAAGCUCUUAGAGGUAAACUUAUGACUUUAGCACCAACACCAAGCUCUUAGAGGUAAACUAUGACUUAAGCACCAACACCAAGCUCUUAGAGGUAAACUAUGACUUAAGCACCAACACCAAGCUCUUAGAGGUAAACUAUGACUUAAGCACCAACACCAAGCUCUUAGAGGUAAACUAUGACUUAAGCACCAACACCAAUCUCUUAGAGGUAAACUAUGACUUAAGCACCAACACCAAUCUCUUAGAGGUAAACUAUGACUUAAGCACCAACACCAAUCUCUUAGAGGUAAACUAUGACUUAAGCACCAACACCAAUCUCUUAGAGGUAAACUAUGACUUAAGCACCAACACCAAUCUCUUAGAGGUAAACUAUGACUUAAGCACCAACACCAAUCUCUUAGAGGUAAACUAUGACUUAAGCACCAACACCAAUCUCUUAGAGGUAAACUAUGACUUAAGCACCAACACCAAUCUCUUAGAGGUAAACUAUGACUUAAGCACCAACACCAAUCUCUUAGAGGUAAACUAUGACUUAAGCACCAACACCAAUCUCUUAGAGGUAAACUAUGACUUAAGCACCAACACCAAUCUCUUAGAGGUAAACUAUGACUUAAGCACCAACACCAAUCUCUUAGAGGUAAACUAUGACUUAAGCACCAACACCAAUCUCUUAGAGGUAAACUAUGACUUAAGCACCAACACCAAUCUCUUAGAGGUAAACUAUGACUUAAGCACCAACACCAAUCUCUUAGAGGUAAACUAUGACUUAAGCACCAACACCAAUCUCUUAGAGGUAAACUAUGACUUAAGCACCAACACCAAUCUCUUAGAGGUAAACUAUGACUUAAGCACCAACACCAAUCUCUUAGAGGUAAACUAUGACUUAAGCACCAACACCAAUCUCUUAGAGGUAAACUAUGACUUAAGCACCAACACCAAGCUCUUAGAGGUAAACUAUGACUUAAGCACCAACACCAAGCUCUUAGAGGUAAACUAUGACUUAAGCACCAACACCAAGCUCUUAGAGGUAACUUCUGACUGAAGCACCAACACCAAGCUCUUAGAGGUAAACUUAUGACUUAAGCACAAAAACCAAGCUCUUAGAGGUAAACUUCUGACUUAAGUAUUAACACCAAUCUCUUAGAGUAAACCUUGUUCCCACGGAAACCUGUACUAAUUCUCAUAACGGGAUUAUACAUUCUGAAAUUAGAAGGGAUAUAUUCUGAAAUUAGAAGGGAUAUAUUCUGACAUUAGAUUGGACAUAUUCUGACAUUAGAAUGUAUAUUUUGCUUCACGAAGACAGUAUCAGUAAUAAGAAUAUAAAUUUUACGUGUUAAAUCAAUAAUUAGGAAAUAAAAUUAUGAUCACAUAUCUUCUAGGAGUAGCAUCCCAUCGUAACACGUGAUCACAAUCUUGACACCUUACGCCCCCUUCCCCAAAACACACACACACACACAUACACACACCGGUGUGAAUACGUUUAUCUGUUAUUUUGUUUCCGGUUGUAAGACAACCGCCAUCUUUAUAAAUCUCCAUUAAUGUUUACAUCUUUGUUAACAUCCACCUUGACGUCACGCAGUACCAAAGUCAUUUCUGUUUCAGGAACUUCAGGCCAGCAUUAAGCAUGUCAAGGAGAAGGCUGUGGAUGUCAAGACAGUCAAACGAUUGAUUGAGGACACUCAGGCCAACAAGGUUGCAAUCACGUCUUCUUACUCUUCUUCGAACUUAGACACAGACUUGAGCCCAGCCCCAGGCGGGUGUACCACGCUAAUAAGACUACUACUACUAAUAAUAAUAAUAAUAAUAGAUGUCAAAUAUAGUUAUGUGUCCUAGUUCAUUGAUGUCAAUUUAUACCUGUGUCUCCAUCCAUUCCAUCCGUAUGUAUGCCUAUCUGUCUGUUAGCAUAUCUGUCUAUCUAUCUAAGCAUUUCAAGAUUGGAACAUCUGGGCCAGAGGUUUCACUUCCCAUACUCUCACUGAAGACACCUGCCCCCCCCCCCAAAAAAAUAAAUAAAUAAAUAAAUAAAAUAAAAACAAUAAUAAUAAUAAUCUAAGACAUGGGGGUGUUGAGCGAAGUAGAAUAGGUCCUUUUCCAAUUUUCUUCUAAGAGCAUGCAUUCUCCAUGUAUAUAAGCUGUAUUAAUUGAUGCAGUAUCAAAUCAAACUGUCUUUGUUUAUCUUUGAUACUCCUGUCUUUGCUUAAAUGUGCAGCAGCCAAUGUUUGGGACACCUUUUGUCAAACCUUUUCAUGAACACUAGGGUCCAUAAAAAAGCUGUCCGUCCAUGUCCACUACCAGUGAACACUACGAGUUGUGCCCAUGAUGUUUCAAAAUCUUUCUUGACAUGUUGCGCCAUUAAAAUGCACAAUCAUUUAUGUAGGACAAUUUUAUUGUUAACACUUUCUUGUAGACGACCUAUGCCCCCGACGGGUAGAAAAGCAUACGGGAAGAAUUGGUCCCACUAGUUCUCCCAUUACAACAUAUGGGUGCUAAUGACGUCAACAAUUUUAUCACGUGACUGACAUCUAAAGAUGAAUAAAUCCAUGAAACGUUUGUAGGAAUUAUUUUCUUGUGUAGUAAAAAAAACAAAAAAUAAAACAAAGAGUUAGCCCAUACAAACGAAGAUUGUUAGCCCAUACAAACGAAGAGAGUUAGCCCAUACAAACCAAGAGAGUUUAGGCCAUACAAACCAAGAGAGUUUAGGCCAUACAAACCAAGAGAGUUUAGGCCAUACAAACCAAGAGAGUUUAGGCCAUACAAACCAAGAGAGUUAGCCCAUACCAACGAAGAGAGUUAGGCCAUACAAACGAAGAGAGCCCAUACAAACGAAGAGAGUUAGGCCAUACAAAUGAAGAGAGCCAAUACAAACCAAGAGAGUUAGCCCAUACAAACCAAGAAUGUUAGCCCAUACAAACCAAGAGAGUUAACCCAUACAAACCAAGAGAGUUAGCCAAUACAAACCAAAAGAUUUAGCCAAUACAAACCAAGAUAGUUAACCCAUACAAAUCAAGAGAGUUAGGCCAUACAAACGAAGAGAGUUAGCCCAUACAAAUCAAGAGAGUUAGGCCAUUCAAACCAAGAGAGUUAGGCCAUACAAACCAAUAAAGUUAGGCCAUACAAACCAAGAGAGUUAUGCCAUACAAACGAAGGGAGUUAGGCCAUACAAACGAAGAGAGUUAGGCCAUACAAACCAAGAGAAUUAGGCCAUACAAACGAAGAGAGUUAGCCCAUACAAACCAAGAGAGUUAGGCCAUACAAACGAAGAGAGUUAGCCCAUACAAACCAAGAGAGUUAGGCCAUACAAACUAGAGAUUUAGACCAUACAAAUUAGAGAGUUAGACCAUGCAGACUAAGAGAGUUAGAUCAUACAAAUUGAUAAAGUUAUAUUGUACAAAUUGAUGGAGUUAGAUCAUACAAACUAAGAGAGUAAGACGAGGAUAUUUUUAUGUUUGAAAAAUUAGAUUCCCCAAUAUAUCUUGUAGUAGAAUACACAGCUUAAAACCUAGGUGUCUACAGUACUCGUAUGAAGAAUAUCAGCCAUGAUAGAGAACGCUUCCUUGAACUUGUCAUAACUCUCAAUCUCGUCAAUUAGUCGAAAUAUUCAAUUAUGUUAUAGGCUAUUUAUAGAAUGAAUCCAGAUUUAUUAUAACCAUUUGAAUAAUUUGAAAUAUUUUUUUUGUAUUAUUGAUUUUAAUAGUUUUCUAAAUAUUGUUUUUAACCCAUUAAUAUUGGGGUAAACCUGUUUAUUUAUACCUUUUUCAUCAUUUCAGCCUCAUGCUCCAUUACCUUUUGAGAAGAAAUCACAGGUAACUAUCAUCAAAAACAUGAAAAAAAUAAAAUUAAAAAAAUUCCAUUGGUCAUUGGUGUAAUAUUUAUUUAACAUGACAUUAGCGAAGUAUGCUUGCGUAGACAUUAAGAAAUUUAGCAUAUAUAGAGAGAGAGCAGAGAAGAGCAGAGAAUAAAAACAAGUCAAUUGAAAGUAUUAUGUUAUGUUCAUUCUUUUGGUUUGUUUCCUUUUUAUUUGUUUUUGAUUAUUUGUUUUGUUUUUGUUUGUUUGUUGUUGUUGUUAUUGUUCUUGCUGCUACUGUUGUUGUUCAUGUUGUAGUUUCCAUUGAAGGCGUUCAACCCAAAAGUCUCUUGUUGUGCUUUAACCCAAUCAGAUGUAUUUCUUACUGCUUCCGCCUGAACCCAGUCCUCCCAUGAUAUAUGCCCCAGAGGCUAAACUACCAAGUCCACCCAUGAUAUACGCCCCAGAUGAUAAUCUAGCCAGUACUCCCAUGAUAUAUGCCCCAGAUGAUAAUCUACCCAGUCCUCCCAUGAUAUAUGCCCCAGAGGCUAAACUACCAAGUCCUCCCAUGAUAUACGCCCCAGAUGAUAAUCUACCCAGUCCUCCCAUGAUAUACGCCCCAGAUGAUAAUCUACCCAGUCCUCCCAUGAUAUACGCCCCAGAGUAUAAUCAACCCAGUCCUCCCAUGAUAUACGCCCCAGAUGAUAAUCUACCCAGUGAUCCCCAUGGCAUAUGCCCCAUAUGAUAAUUUACUUGCAGCUUUACUUUAUCCACCAAUAUCAUUUCAAUUGAAAGAAUUCUCGCCAUACUUGUAAUGGUAGAAUUUAAAAAAAAUUUUGGGGGGAUACAAUGAUAAGGUCAUAAGAUGCAGCAACGAAUCUAAUUCUAUUAAUAGCUCAACACUUUUUGAUUAUUUUAGUUAUUUUGUGAAUUGAUAAAAACAUCUCUGUAACGAAUGGUGACUUAAUUAUUACAUUUUAUUAAUAAAUGCUGCAUUUUAAAUAACAAUUCAUUUAAACAUUCUGUUCAAAUAGUCAAAUGAACAAUGUUAAUAUGAAAUCAUUGCGUACUUUUGGAGAAAGUGAUGUGUUUUUCGUAAAUUAACUAGAAAUCAGUAGCUGCAUUGCCAAUGACUUUCAAGUACUCUCAUGUACUGUCAAGUACUGUCAAGCACUGACAAGCAGAUUCAAGUACUGUCAAGUACUGUGAAGUACUGUGAUAACUUCAUCAUGGCAUAGAGUAGCUAUUUGAAUUUUUUUCAUGUUUCUAUUUUUUUUUAACAAUGUUUCAUUGUGAGAUACUGAAAAUAUAUUUUUUUCCCUACCAAGAUUACAGAAUGCGGGGCUUCUCAAACCAAUUUAUCAAACAUCUCAAAAGCUAAGUUUGAUAACCACAUCAAGACUCUAACUACGUCAGUGCAUUCUCUUAUGGAGCGUUUAGGGAAAAUUGUGAGUCCCAUUUUAAUUGAUUUUUAAUAAUGUGAGUCCUUUCAUAAUUCAUUAUUAACAGUGUGAGUCCUUUCAUAAUUGAUUGUUAACAUUGUGAGUCCUAUUAUAAUUGAAUGUUAACAUUAUAGGUCCUAUUACAAUUGAGUAUUAACAUUGUGAGUCCUUUUAUAAUUGAUUAUUAACAUUUUGUGUCCUAUCAUAAGUGAUUGCUAACAUUGUGAGUCAUAUUAUAAUUAACUGUUAACUGGGGUCAAAAUUGUUGACCUCCGCAGUAUCGCUUAUCCCGGGGAAAAAGGGGACAUAAGUCAAACUCUUUCCGGGAUCCUGGAAAAUUCCACGAAACAUGAAUUAAUUUUAACACUUAUUUAAAACUUAAUUAAAUGAUACAAGAUUUCUUUUUUUUUUCCAUUAAUAAAUUAUGACACACUUUGUUAAGUUUACUUGCUACGACAUUUCGUGAACCUCGGGACCGGGGUCGACAUUAUUGAAGAAUCAAAAGGUGGUGUGGAAAUGGAGCAAGAAUCGUAGACAAAUUUAACAGUCUAUUUUAAUGUGCAUGUUAAAUUCCUAAGGUGAGCUACGUGUAUAGCAGCGUAACCCGUGCUCCGUAGCCUCUAUCGUAAUAAGGAAAAGCGCCGAGCCAUACAGGGACAGUGAAAGGGACGCCAAACGGAGGUUUCGCACUGGGCGAUAGUUUGACAUUUACAUCAAUCAACCUAGUGAGACAUUUACAUCAAUCAACCUAGUGAGACAUUUUCAUCAAUCAACCUAGUGAGACAUUUACAUCAAUCAACCUAGUGAAACAUUUACAUCAAUCAACCUAGUGAGACAUUUACAUCAAUCAACCUAGUUUGACAUUUACAUCAAUCAACCUAGUGAGACAUUUACAUCAAUCAACCUAGUGAGACAUUUACAUCAAUCAACCUAGUGAGACAUUUACAUCAAUCAACCUAGUGAGACAUUUACAUCAAUCAACCUAGUUUGACAUUUACAUCAAUCAACCUAAUGAGACAUUUACAUCAAUCAACCUAGUGAGACAUUUACAUCAAUCAACCUUGUGAGACAUUUACAUCAAUCAACCUAGUGAGACAUUUACAUCAAUCAACCUAGUUUGACAUUUACAUCAAUCAACCUAGUUUGACAUUUACAUCAAUCAACCUAGUGAGACAUUUACAUCAAUCAACCUAGUUUGACAUUUACAUCAAUCAACCUAGUGAGACAUUUACAUCAAUCAACCUAGUGAGACAUUUACAUCAAUCAACCUAGUGAGACAUUUACAUCAAUCAACCUAGUGAGACAUUUACAUCAAUCAACCUAGUGAGACAUUUACAUCAAUCAACCUAGUGAGACAUUUACAUCAAUCAACCUAGUGAGACAUUUACAUCAAUCAACCUAGUGAGACAUUUACAUCAAUCAACCUAGUGAGACAUUUACAUCAAUCAACCUAGUGAGACAUUUACAUCAAUCAACCUAGUGAGACAUUUACAUCAAUCAACCUAGUGAGACAUUUACAUCAAUCAACCUAGUGAGACAUUUACAUCAAUCAACCUAGUGAGACAUUUACAUCAAUCAACCUAGUGAGACAUUUACAUCAAUCAACCUAGUGAGACAUUUACAUCAAUCAACCUAGUGAGACAUUUACAUCAAUCAACCUAGUGAGACAUUUACAUCAAUCAACCUAGUGAGACAUUUACAUCAAUCAACCUAGUGAGACAUUUACAUCAAUCAACCUAGUGAGACAUUUACAUCAAUCAACCUAGUGAGACAUUUACAUCAAUCAACCUAGUGAGACAUUUACAUCAAUCAACCUAGUGAGACAUUUACAUCAAUCAACCUAGUGAGACAUUUACAUCAAUCAACCUAGUGAGACAUUUACAUCAAUCAACCUAGUGAGACAUUUACAUCAAUCAACCUAGUGAGACAUUUACAUCAAUCAACCUAGUGAGACAUUUACAUCAAUCAACCUAGUGAGACAUUUACAUCAAUCAACCUAGUGAGACAUUUACAUCAAUCAACCUAGUGAGACAUUUACAUCAAUCAACCUAGUGAGACAUUUACAUCAAUCAACCUAGUGAGACAUUUACAUCAAUCAACCUAGUGAGACAUUUACAUCAAUCAACCUAGUUUGACAUUUACAUCAAUCAACCUAGUUUGACAUUUACAUCAAUCAACCUAGUUUGACAUUUACAUCAAUCAACCUAGUUUGACAUUUACAUCAAUCAACCUAAUGAGACAUUUACAUCAAUCAACCUAGUGAGACAUUUACAUCAAUCAACCUAGUGAGACAUUUACAUCAAUCAACCUAAUGAGACAUUUACAUCAAUCAACCUAGUUUGACAUUUACAUCAAUCAACCUUGUGAGACAUUUACAUCAAUCAACCUAGUUUGACAUUUACAUCAAUCAACCUAGUGAGACAUUUACAUCAAUCAACCUAGUGAGACAUUUACAUCAAUCAACCAAGUAAAACCAUUUCUUUAUUUUUACACGUGUAUCUUUAUGUUAACCCUUGUAUCUUUGUGUUUAUACAUAUAUCUUUAUGUUAAUACUUGUUUCUUUGUGUUUAUACUUGUAUCUUAGCAUGCAAGCUCACAAGGGGUGGGGGCAAGGGGGGCACUUGCCCCCCUUGGAUUGAUUGGAUAAAACAAAAUUAGACAAAAAUAGACACAAAAUUUCUUAAAGUAAAGAGAAAAUAAGGAGAAAGUAACUAAGCUGAUGUCCUGUCCGUUCGUUCACCAUACAAAUACGCUACAGUAAAUUAAAACUACAUUAAAACAUUUUUAUAAAAUUUUGCCCCCCCCCCCCCCCCUAGAAAAUUAAUCGAUUUUUUUGCCCCCCCCCCUAGAAAGUUUUCUGCGGGCGCCCAUGUAUCUUUGUGUUUAAACAUGUAUCUUAAUGUCUUAAAAAACUGAUUUUUGGAAUAAAAAAACUGCAUCAGGUGAAACAAAUACAUCUUGGGUUAAUCCAUUUACUAGAACAAAUGAUUCCAACCCAUGGGAUGUUAUUAUCAAUUUAUUAGAACACAGGAUCCUAACCCAUGGGACGUCAUUAUCAUUUUACUAGAACACAGGAUCCUAACCCAUGGGACGUCAUUAUCAUUUUACUAGAACACAGGAUCCUAACCCAUGGGACGUCAUUAUCAUUUUACUAGAACACAGGAUCCUAACCCAUGGGACGUCAUUAUCAUUUUACUAGAACACAGGAUCCUAACCCAUGGGACGUCAUUAUCAUUUUACUAGAACACAGGAUCCUAACCCAUGGGACGUCAUUAUCAUUUUACUAGAACACAGGAUCCUAACCCAUGGGACGUCAUUAUCAUUUUACUAGAACACAGGAUCCUAACCCAUGGGACGUCAUUAUCAUUUUACUAGAACACAGGAUCCUAACCCAUGGGACGUCAUUAUCAUUUUACUAGAACACAGGAUCCUAACCCAUGGGACGUCAUUAUCAUUUUACUAGAACACAGGAUCCUAACCCAUGGGACGUCAUUAUCAUUUUACUAGAACACAGGAUCCUAACCCAUGGGACGUCAUUAUCAUUUUACUAGAACACAGGAUCCUAACCCAUGGGACGUCAUUAUCAUUUUACUAGAACACAGGAUCCUAACCCAUGGGACGUCAUUAUCAUUUUACUAGAACACAGGAUCCUAACCCAUGGGACGUCAUUAUCAUUUUACUAGAACACAGGAUCCUAACCCAUGGGACGUCAUUAUCAUUUUACUAGAACACAGGAUCCUAACCCAUGGGACGUCAUUAUCAUUUUACUAGAACACAGGAUCCUAACCCAUGGGACGUCAUUAUCAUUUUACUAGAACACAGGAUCCUAACCCAUGGGACGUCAUUAUCAUUUUACUAGAACACAGGAUCCUAACCCAUGGGACGUCAUUAUCAUUUUACUAGAACACAGGAUCCUAACCCAUGGGACGUCAUUAUCAUUUUACUAGAACACAGGAUCCUAACCCAUGGGACGUCAUUAUCAUUUUACUAGAACACAGGAUCCUAACCCAUGGGACGUCAUUAUCAUUUUACUAGAACACAGGAUCCUAACCCAUGGGACGUCAUUAUCAUUUUACUAGAACACAGGAUCCUAACCCAUGGGACGUCAUUAUCAUUUUACUAGAACACAGGAUCCUAACCCAUGGGACGUCAUUAUCAUUUUACUAGAACACAGGAUCCUAACCCAUGGGACGUCAUUAUCAUUUUACUAGAACACAGGAUCCUAACCCAUGGGACGUCAUUAUCAUUUUACUAGAACACAGGAUCCUAACCCAUGGGACGUCAUUAUCAUUUUACUAGAACACAGGAUCCUAACCCAUGGGACGUCAUUAUCAUUUUACUAGAACACAGGAUCCUAACCCAUGGGACGUCAUUAUCAUUUUACUAGAACACAGGAUCCUAACCCAUGGGACGUCAUUAUCAUUUUACUAGAACACAGGAUCCUAACCCAUGGGACGUCAUUAUCAUUUUACUAGAACACAGGAUCCUAACCCAUGGGACGUCAUUAUCAUUUUACUAGAACACAGGAUCCUAACCCAUGGGACGUCAUUAUCAUUUUACUAGAACACAGGAUCCUAACCCAUGGGACGUCAUUAUCAUUUUACUAGAACACAGGAUCCUAACCCAUGGGACGUCAUUAUCAUUUUACUAGAACACAGGAUCCUAACCCAUGGGACGUCAUUAUCAUUUUACUAGAACACAGGAUCCUAACCCAUGGGACGUCAUUAUCAUUUUACUAGAACACAGGAUCCUAACCCAUGGGACGUCAUUAUCAUUUUACUAGAACACAGGAUCCUAACCCAUGGGACGUCAUUAUCAUUUUACUAGAACACAGGAUCCUAACCCAUGNGGAGGGGGGCGUUUUUAUGCAAACGUUGUUUUUUUGUUUUUUGUUGUUGGUGUUGUUGUUUUUUUUUGGGGGGGGGGGUCGUCUCGGCAGUAAUUAUUCGUAUAUGAUGCAAGAAUAUGCUAAAAUUCUUUCAGUCCAUGAAUUACUCAGAUCUCUAAUGCUAUAAAAAGAGCUUGUCAUAUUUUGUAACUAUCGUCAAACAUUUGCUUUGUAUUUUCACAAAUAAACUCGCUAGAUUUUUCAUUAUUUUAAGAACUUGUUAGAUCUUGCAAUAGUACAUGAACUCUUUAGAUCUUUCACCAUUAUAAGUCAUAUUAAUAUUGUGUCUAUCGUCUGGCGGAGCGAACGGUUCAUGAAGCUUUCGAAUAUUAGCGCCCUUGGUGGAAAUAGGUAAACAGGCGCCCCAUGUCAAGUGAAAGUCUACCAAGUACAUUUGGAAAUAGCGAAAGUUAGUAAAAAAAAUAGAUUUCUUUUGACUAGUACUAGCACCAACACUAACACUAGAUCUAGCACUAGGUCACUUUGUCUUUCAAGGCUUAUAUUAUGAUAUGUAUAUUAUUUCAAAGCGCUCACCCUACACCAUGGCUGUAUCAGGUUCUCCAGCACCAGCUGUGCGCACUCUUCACAUGAGACAAGUGCUGCUGGCAAAGUGUUGUCUCCAUUUGCAUGGUGGCAGAAAAGUGACUUCAUCAUACAUUUCAACUGGCUCUUACGGUCAUAUUAAACACCAUUUCUAUCGGACAUAUUUCUAUUUGGCAAAUUUCUAUCUGACCAUAUUUCUAUCUGACCAUAUUUCUAUCUGACGUAUCUGACCUUGAUGUGUGGAAAAGCUAGGAGAGCAUUGUAAAAAUAAUAAACGGUUCAAAUAAAAUUCAUAAAACCUAAAACUGGUUUUCAUAUUUUAAUAAAAUAUCAGAGCUAAAUCUACUAAUGAUAUGAUUAUGUCUUGUAAAGCUUUAAGGAAAAAUGACGCAGCGGAGUUAAUCUUUGACCAGCCGAGUUCACCUUUGACCAGGAGUGUUAAUCUUUGACCAGAAGAGUUUAUGUUUGACCAGCAGAGCUAAUCUUUGACCACAAGAUUUAAUCUAUGACAAGAACAGUUAAUAUUUGAAUAGGCUAUUUAUUUUUUGACCAGCAGUUCUAGUCUCUGACCGGGAAAGUUGAUCUUUGACCAGUAGAAUAAACAUUUGACCAGGAGAGUUGAUCUUUGACCAGCAGAGUUAAUCUUUGACCAGCAGGGUUAAUCUUUGACCAGCAGAGUUAAUCAUUGACAAAGAGAGUUUACUCUUUGAUAAGCCGAGUUAAUCUUUUACCAGGAGUGCUAGGCUCUGACCAGGAGAGUUGACCAGGACAGUAAAUCUUUAACUAGUAGAAUUAAACUUUGACCAUAUUUUUUCCAGGAAAUGUAUUUAGAAAAGCGUCCAGGUUCAGCAUCAUCAAAAAGGUAAGUGUGGAGUGCUCUGUGGGGUGAUGUGUAGAGUGCUCUGUGGGGUGAUGUGUGGAGUGCUCUGUGGGGUGCUCUGUGGGGUGCUCUGUGGGGUGAUGUGUGGAGUGCUCUGUGGGGUGCUCUGUGGGGUGCUGUGUGGAGUGCUCUGUGGGGUGCUCUGUGGGGUGAUCUGUGGAGUGCUCUGUGGGGUGCUCUGUGGGGUGCUGUGUGGAGUGCUCUGUGGGGUGCUCUGUGGGGUGAUGUGUGGAGUGCUCUGUGGGGUGCUCUGUGGGUUGAUGUGUGGAGUGCUCUGUGGGGUGCUCUUUGGGGUGAUCUGUGGAGUGCUCUGUGGGGUGCUCUGUGGGGUGAUGUGUGGAGUGCUCUGUGGGGUGCUCUGUGGGGUGAUGUGUGGAGUGCUCUGUGGGGUGAUGUGUGGAGUGCUCUGUGGGGUGAUGUGUGGAGUACUCUGUGGGGUGAUGUGUGGAGUGCUCUGUGGGGUUAUGUGUGAGGUGCUGCUUUGGGUGCUGUUGGGGUUACUGUGGUGGGUACUGUCCACGAGCACUAUGUAAAUACAAUAGAUUGUGUGUGAGAACUAUAUUAAUAAAUAGUGUAAGUACUAUGUUAAUACAAUAUUGUGAGUACUUUGUUAAUACAAUAGUGUGAGUACUAUGUUUAAACAAUAGUGUGAGUACUAUGUUAAUAAAAUAGAUAAUGUGAGUACUAUGUUAAUACAAUAGAGUGAGUACUAUGUUAAUACAAUAGAUAAUGUGAGUACUAUGUUAAUACAAUAGAUAAUGUGACAACUAUGUUCAUACAAAAGAUAAUGUGAGUACUAUGUUAAAACAAUAGAUAUGUGAGUACUAUAUUAAUACAAUAGAUAAUGUGAGUGCUAUGUUAAUACAAUAGAUAAUGUGAGUACUAUAUUUUUAUAAUAUAUAAUGUGAGUACUAGUUUAAUACAAUAGAUAAUGUGAGUACUAUGUUAAUACAAUAGAUAAUGUGAGUACUAUUUUAAUACAAUAUAUAAUGUGAGUACUAUAUUAAUACAAUAGAUAAUUUGGGUACUAUAUUAAUACAAUAGAUAAUGUGAGUACUGUAUUAAUGCAAUAGAUAAUGUGAGUACUAUGUGUAUACAAUAGAUAAUGUGAGUACUAUAUUAAUCCAAUAGAUAAUGUGAAUACUAUAUUAAUACAAUAGAUAAUUUGAGUACUAUAUUAAUACAAUAGAUAAUGUGAGUACUAUGUUAAUACAAUAGAUAAUGUGAGUACUAUUUUAAUACAAUAUAUAAUGUGAGUACUAUAUUAAUACAAUAGAUAAUUUGGGUACUAUAUUAAUACAAUAGAUAAUGUGAGUACUGUAUUAAUGCAAUAGAUAAUGUGAGUACUAUGUGUAUACAAUAGAUAAUGUGAGUACUAUAUUAAUCCAAUAGAUAAUGUGAAUACUAUAUUAAUACAAUAGAUAAUUUGAGUACUAUAUUAAUACAAUAGAUAAUGUGAGUACUAUGUUAAUACAAUAGAUAAUGUGAGUACUAUGUUAAUUCAAUAGAUAUGUGAGUACUAUAUUAAUACAAUAGAUAAUGUGAAUAUUAUGUUAAUACAGUAUAUAAUGUGAGUACUAUGUUAAUACAAUAGAUAAUGUGAGUAAUAUGUUAAUACAAUAGAUAAUGUGAGUACUAUGUUAAUACAAUAGAUAAUGUGAGUACUAUGUUAAUACAAUAGAUAAUGUGAGUACUAUGUUAAUACAAUAGAUAAUGUGAGUACUAUGUUAAUUCAAUAGAUAUGUGAGUACUAUAUUAAUACAAUAGAUAAUGUGAAUACUAUGUUAAUACAGUAUAUAAUGUGAGUACUAUGUUAAUACAAUAGAUAAUGUGAGUAAUAUGUUAAUACAAUAGAUAAUGUUAGUAAUAUAUUAAUACAAUAGAUAAUGUGAGUACUAUCUUAAUACAAUAGAUAAUGUGAGUACUAUAUUAAUACAAUAGAUAAUGUGAAUACUAUCUUAAUACAAUAGAUAAUGUGAGUACUAUAUUAAUACAAUAGAUAAUGUGAAUACUAUAUUAAUACAAUAGAUAAUGUGUGAUUUAUGUAAAUACAAUAGAUAAUGUGAGUCCUAUAUUAAUACAAUAGAUAAUGUGAGUACUAUAUUAAUACAAUAGAUAAUGUGAGUACUAUAUUAAUACAAUAGAUAAGGUGAGUACUAUAUUAAUACAAUAGAUAAUGUGAGUACUAUGUAAAUACAAUAGAUAAUGUGAGUACUAUAAUAAUACAAUAGAUAAUGUGAGUACUAUGUUAAUAAAAUAGAUAAUGUGAGUACUAUGUUAAUACAAUAGAUAAUUUGAGUACUAUAUUAAUAGAAUAGAUAAUGUGAGUACUAUGUUAAUACAGUAGAUUAUGUGAGUACUAUGUUAAUACAAUAGAUAUGUGAGUACUAUAUUAAUACAAUAGAUAAUGUGAAUAUUAUGUUAAUACAGUAUAUAAUGUGAGUACUAUGUUAAUACAAUAGAUAAUGUGAGUAAUAUGUUAAUACAAUAGAUAAUGUGAGUACUAUGUUAAUACAAUAGAUAAUGUGAGUACUAUGUUAAUACAAUAGAUAAUGUGAGUACUAUGUUAAUACAAUAGAUAAUGUGAGUACUAUGUUAAUUCAAUAGAUAUGUGAGUACUAUAUUAAUACAAUAGAUAAUGUGAAUACUAUGUUAAUACAGUAUAUAAUGUGAGUACUAUGUUAAUACAAUAGAUAAUGUGAGUAAUAUGUUAAUACAAUAGAUAAUGUUAGUAAUAUAUUAAUACAAUAGAUAAUGUGAGUACUAUCUUAAUACAAUAGAUAAUGUGAGUACUAUAUUAAUACAAUAGAUAAUGUGAAUACUAUCUUAAUACAAUAGAUAAUGUGAGUACUAUAUUAAUACAAUAGAUAAUGUGAAUACUAUAUUAAUACAAUAGAUAAUGUGUGAUUUAUGUAAAUACAAUAGAUAAUGUGAGUCCUAUAUUAAUACAAUAGAUAAUGUGAGUACUAUAUUAAUACAAUAGAUAAUGUGAGUACUAUAUUAAUACAAUAGAUAAGGUGAGUACUAUAUUAAUACAAUAGAUAAUGUGAGUACUAUGUAAAUACAAUAGAUAAUGUGAGUACUAUAAUAAUACAAUAGAUAAUGUGAGUACUAUGUUAAUAAAAUAGAUAAUGUGAGUACUAUGUUAAUACAAUAGAUAAUUUGAGUACUAUAUUAAUAGAAUAGAUAAUGUGAGUACUAUGUUAAUACAGUAGAUUAUGUGAGUACUAUGUUAAUACAAUAUAUAAUGUGAGUACUAUAUUAAUACAGUAGAUAAUGUGAGUACUAUGUUAAUACAAUAGAUAAUGUGAGUACUAUGUUAAUACAAUAGAUAGUGUGAGGGUACUAUGUUAAUACAACAGAUGGUGUGUCGAUACUAUGUUAUGACAAAUAGAUUGGGUGUGUACUAUGUUAAUACAGUAGUUUGUGUGUAAGAACUAUGUUAAUACAAUAGAUAAUGUGUGGGUACUAUGCUAAGGUACUAUGUUAAUACAAUAGAUAGUGUUUGAGUACUAUGUUAAUCCAAUAGAUAGUGUGUGAGUACCAUGUUAAUCCAAUAGAUAGUGUGUGAGUACCAUGUUAAUCCAAUAGAUAGUGUGUGAGUACUAUGUAAAUGCAUGUUUUCUUUGACUUCGUAUUUCAGAAAUGCAAAGAAUCAACUGAUGGAGAUCGCGUGCUUAUCAUGUGAUCGGGAGGUUGAACUCCCAAACCAGACGUGAGUUGAUCUGUCAUUGUCAACCUGACAUUUAACGGGUGGGUCUGGAACGGUGUUGAUGAAUCAGACGUCACAUGACGUCAUUUGCGUUUGUUGCUCCAAGUAUGGGUCUAAUAUAGCUUAUAAACUGGUUUGUUGCUCCAAGUAUGGGUCUAAAAUAGCUUAUAAACUGGUUUGUUGCUCCAAGUAUGGGUUUAUAGCUUAUAAACUGGUUUCAAUCAAGUAUAUUUACAUUAACCACGUAUCUGCUUUCACCUAGAAAUAAGGGAGAGAAUUUUGACUUUCAGAAUCUAAUUGACCAAGUAAAGUCUGUAAAGAAACGAUUUUCUCUAAAGGUACAAUGUGCACAUGUUUAGAACCAUUCCAUAUUUUGUUUUAUAUAAGAGGAUUGUCACAUUAUUUAUCAGAAAUCAACAAAACUGAAGAAUGUAUUUGACAUACGUUAAAUAGAUCAAGGAGGUGAUAGGAUGCAUUUACUAGAGUCUUGGCAGCUCGUCCAGAGAAAGUGGUUCAGUUGGUCUUCCUUCAAAUGUAGUUUGUUUUGUCCUGGUUUUUUUUUUAAAAGUGAAACACCUGGUCCCCAUUUCAGUGAACCACCUGGUCCCUAUUUCAGUGAACCACCUGGUCCCCAUUUCAGUGAACCACCUGGUCCCCAUUUCAGUGAACCACCUGGUCCCCAUUUCAGUGAACCACCUGUUCCCCAUUUCAGUGAACCACCUGUUCCCCAUUUCAGUGAACCACCUGUUCCCCAUUUCAGUGAACAUCCUGUUCCCCAUUUCAGUGAACCACCUGUUCCCCAUUUCAGUGAACCACCUGGUCCCCAUUUCAGUGAACCACCUGUUCCCCAUUUCAGUGAACCACCUGUUCCCCAUUUCAGUGAACCACCUGUUCCCCAUUUCAGUGAACCACCUGGUCCCCAUUUCAGUGAACCACCUGGUCCCCAUUUCAGUGAACCACCUGGUCCCCAUUUCAGUCAACCGCCUGUUUCCCAUUUCAGAGAACCACCUGUUCCCCAUUCAAGUUAUUUCAACCCAACGAUUUCUCCACGAAUUCCAAAGGCGGUCUUCAGUCCCCCAAGACUACGUUACCUGCUCCAUCGGAACUACAAGUAAGUUCUAUCUUUGAAGUUACAAGUAAGUCUUAGCUUAGCAUCUACAAGCAAGUUUUAUCUUAGCAACUACAAGUAAGUUUUAUCUUAGCAACUAUAGGUAAGUUUUAUCUUAGCAUCUACAAGCAAGUUUUAUCUUAGCAACUACAAGUAAGUUUUAUCUUAGCAACUAUAGGUAAGUUUUAUCUUAGCAUCUACAAGUACGUUUUAUCUUAGCAACUACAAGUAAGUUUUAUCUUAGCAACUAUAGGUAAGUUUUAUCUUAGCAUGUACAAGUAAGUUUUAUCUAAGCAACUACAAGUAAGUUUUAUCUUAGCAACUACAAAUAAGUUUUAUCUUAGCAACUAUAGGUAAGUUUUAUCUUAGCAUCGACAAGUAAGUUUUAUCUAAGCAACUACAAGUAAGUUUUAUCUUAGCAUCUACAAGUAAGUUUUAUCUUAGUAACUACAAGUAAGUUUUAUCUUAGCAACUACAAGUAAGUUUUAUCUUAGUAUCUACAAGUAAGUUUUAUCUUAGCAUCGACAAGUAAGUUUUAUCUAAGCAACUACAAGUAAGUUUUAUCUUAGCAUCUACAAGUAAGUUUUAUCUUAGCAUCUACAAGUAAGUUUUAUCUUAGUAACUACAAGUAAGUUUUAUCUUAGCAACUACAAGUAAGUUUUAUCUUAGCAUCUACAAGUAAGUUUUAUCUUAGUAACUACAAGUAAGUUUUAUAUUAGCAACUACAAAUAAGUUUUAUCUUAGUAUCUACAAGUAAGUUUUAUCUUAGCAUCUACAAGUAAGUUUUAUCUUAGCAACUACAAGUAAGUUUUAUCUUAGCAUCUACAAAUAAGUUGUAUCUUAGUAUCUACAAGUAAGUUUUAUCUUAGCAUCUACAAGUAAGUUUUAUCUUAGCAACUACAAGUAAGUUUUAUCUUUGCAACUACAAGUAAGUUUUAUCUUAGCACCUACAAGUAAGUUUUAUCUUAGCACCUACAAGUAAGUUUUAUCUUAGCAACUACAAGUAAGUUUUAUCUUAGCAACUACAAGUAAGUUUUAUCUUAGUAACUACAAGUAAGUUUUAUCUUAGCACCUACAAGUAAGUUUUAUCUUAGCAACUACAAAUAAGUUUUAUCUUAGCAACUACAAGUAAGUUUUAUCUUAGUAACUACAAGUAAGUUUUAUCUUAGCAUGUACAAGUAAGUUUUAUCUUAGUAUCUACAAGUAAGUUUUAUCUUAGCCAUAUCUUUUUUACCUUUAUUUAAUCUCUCAUCAACUUAUGGCCUUUUACUUUUCUCUUGCUGCCCUGUUACUUGAUGUUUCCAUUUAUGUCUUAGGAUAGAUACAGAGAACUUUAUGUUUCCAUUUAUGUCUUAGGAUAGAUACAGAAGGACUUGAUGUUUCCAUUUAUGAUUUAGGAUAGAUACAGAGAACUUGGUGUUUUCAUUUAUGUCUUAGGAUAGAUAGAGAAGGACUUGAUGUUCCAUUUAUGUCUUAGGAUAGAUACAGAAGGACUUGAUAUUUACAUUUAUGUUUUAGGAUAGAUACAGAGAACUUGAUGUUUCCAUUUAUGCUUUAGGAUAGAUACAGAGAACUUGAUGUUUCCAUUUAUGCUUUUGGAUAGAUACAGAAGGUCUUGAUGUUUCCCUAUUAGGCUUUAGGAUAGAUACAGAAGAACUUGUUUUUCCAUUUAUGCUUUAGGAUAGAUACAGAGAACUUGAUGUUUCCAUUUAUGUCUUAGGAUAGAUACAGAAGGACUUGAUGUUUCCAUUUAUGUUUUAGGAUAGACACAGAAGGACUUGAUGUUUACACUAUACCUCGUCCAAUGGGUGGAGGUUAUACACAGUACUGGCCAAAAUCAACUCAUUUAGGACAUCAGUAAGUUAAUUUAUUUAUAUACAUAGGACAGCGGUAAUUUUUUUAUACAGUUAGAUCAUCAGUAAGUAGGUGUAUAUUGCCAUGUAUUGAAUGACUUUGUUAGGUCUAUGAAAUUAAUGUAUUGAUUUCUUUAGUUAGGUCUAUAAAAGUACUGUAUUGAUUGCAUUAUUUAGGUCUAUGAGAGUAAUGUAUUGAUUUCCUUUAUGAGGUCUUUGAAAGUAAUGUAUUGAUUGACUUUGUUAGGUCUAUGAAAUUAAUGUAUUGAUUUCUUUAGUUAGGUCUAUAAAAGUACUGUAUUGAUUGCAUUAUUUAGGUCUAUGAGAGUAACGUAUUGAUUGCCUUUAUUAGGUCUUUGAAAGUAAUGUAUUGAUUGACUUUGUUAGGUCUAUGAAAAUAAUGUAUUGAAUGACUUUGUUAAGCGUAUGAAAGUAAUGUAUUGAAUGACUUUCUUAGUAAUGUAAUAAUUACCUUACCAGGUCUAUGACAAGUUAUGUAAUAAUUGCCUUAAUUAGGUCUUUGAAAGUAAUGUUUUGAAUGACUUUGUUGGGUUUAUGAAAAUAAUACAUCGAAUGACUUUGUUAGGCCUAUGAAAGUAAUGUAUUGAUCACCUUAGGUCUAUGGUAGUAAUGUAUUGAUUACCUUAGGUCUAUGAAGGUAAUGUAUUGAUUGUCUUAUGUCUAUGAGAGUAAUGUAUUGAUUACCUUAGGUCUAUGAAAGUAAUGUAUUGAUUACCUUAGGCCUAUGAAAGUAACGUAUCGAUUACCUUAGGUGUAUGAUAGUAAUGUAUUGAUUACCUUAGGUCUAUGAAAGUAAUGUAUUGAUUACCUUAGGUGUAUGAUAGUAAUGUAUUGAUUACCUUAGGUCUAUGAAAGUAAUGUAUUGAUUACCUUAGCCUAUGAAAGUAAUGUAUCGGUUGUCUUAUGUCUAUGAGAGUAAUGUAUUGAUUACCUUAGGUCUAUGAUAGUAAUGUAUUGAUAGUCCCCAUCAUCACUUGUAUCAUAAAUCAGUCCUUAUCUACUGGUAUUGUUCCACCAUCUUUUAAAGAGGCGAUCGUCACUCCACUAUUAAAGAAAUCAAAUCUUGACCCAAAUGUGAUGGAAAAUUAUCGCCCCAUCUCAAAUCUACCAUUUAUAUCCAAAAUAUUAGAAAAAGUCGUUCUCCGCCAACUCCUGGAUCACCUCAUUCAAUAUGACUUGUUUGAACCAUUCCAAUCAGCAUACAGGGCGCAUCACUCUACUGAGACAGCUCUGUUGCGCGUCGUAAACGACCUUCUGUCGUCUUGUGAUGAGGGCCAGGUAUCGAUUUUGUCUUUACUCGAUCUAUCGGCAGCUUUCGAUACGCUUGAUUACGGCAUACUGCUCUAGCGUCUGCAACAAACGUUCGGUCUCACUGAUACCGUCCUGAGUUGGUUCCGAUCAUAUCUGACUAAUCGGGUCCAGUCAGUUAUUUCAAACGGCCUGACUUCGAAGAAAUCCAAUAUCGAAUUCGGAGUACCCCAGGGCUCGGUUCUAGGCCCGGUGCUUUUCACGAUGUACAUUCAGCCCCUGGGCGCAGAGAUCAAUCAGUUUGACAUGCAAUACCACAUGUUCGCAGACGACACUCAAAUUCAUCAAUCCAUGCUCCCCUCUAAGUUCCCUCAGCAGCUCACUAUGACACAGAAGACAGUUGAAUCAGUUAAGCUUUGGAUGACCAUAAACAAGCUCAAAUUGAACGAUGAUAAGACUGAGCUGCUCCCCAUCGCGACCGCUCAGAAGCAAAAAUCUGCAAAUAACACGACAUCAAUUACUCUUUCAGGAGUGCGUAUUGAGUUAGCUCAAACAGUGCGGUACCUGGGUGUCUACCGAGACUGAAGACUUACCUUGGAAAGUCACAUUAACAUGCUAUGCAAGGCGAUUUUUCUAGAGCUGCGCAGGAUUAGCCACAUCAGGCCCUUCCUAACAAUUGAUGCAACAAAGAGGCUGAUGUCUGCAUUUGUGCUAUCACGCAUGGACUAUUGCAAUUCUCUCAUGGUGGGUCUUCCAGCUAUGCUCCUUGAUAAAAUUCAGAUAGCACAGAAUAAUGCGGCUCGAAUUGUUCUCCGCAAAAGCAAGUUCGACCAUGCAAAAACACUUCUGAGAGAGUUGCAUUGGCUGCCGGUGCGUGCUCGCAUAGAGUACAAAAUCGCAACUUUGUGCUACCGCUGUCUACAUGGCCUGGCGCCGUCCUAUCUGAAAGAGCUGCUGACGCCUUAUGUACCCACUAGACAACUCCGCUCAUCCGACAAUGGCAAACUCUUGACACCACGUGUUCGCCUUGAGACUUGCGGAAAGCGCACUUUCGCAUUUGCUGGUCCAACAAUUUGGAACGCCCUUCCACUCGAUCUCAGAAACAUCCAGACACUGGAGUCCUUUGAAACCGAUUUAAAGGCACAUUUAUUUCGCAAAACACCUUCUGGGAUGAUUGUCUACCAUAUUUUCCAUUAAAUACAUAUUAGCUGUGUUGCUCACGGUUGAAAUGGGUUGAAAGACUUUGCCAUUGUAUGCUUGUAAUUAGUUUUUGUAGUGUUGCGUUUGUUUUAAAUGUUGUAAAUUAUAGAUUUGUUGUUUUUUUUUACUCUUGUGCCGCACUUGGAGCCUUUGGGGAUGAAGCGUGUUUUUGAAAUACACUUUAUUAUUAUUAUUGUCUUAUGUCUAUGAGAGUAAUGCAUUGAUUACCUUAGGUCUAUGAGAGUAAUGCAUUGAUUACCUUAGGUCUAUGAAAGUAAUGUAUUGAUGACCUUAGGUCUAUGAUAGUAAUGUAUGGAUUACCUUAGGUCUAUGAUAGUAAUGUAUGGAUUACCUUAGGUCUAUGAUAGUAAUGUAUGGAUUACCUUAGGUCUAUGAGAGUAAUGUAUUGAUGACCUUAGGUCUAUAAAUUUAAUGUUUUGAUUACCUUAGGUCUAUGAUAGUAAUGUAUGGAUUACCUUAGGUCUAUGAUAGUAAUGUAUGGAUUACCUUAGGUCUAUGAUAGUAAUGUAUGGAUUACCUUAGGUCUAUGAUAGUAAUGUAUGGAUUAUCUUAGGUCUAUGAUUGUAAUGUAUGGAUUACCUUAGGUCUAUGAUAGUAAUGUAUGGAUUACCGUAGGUCUAUGAUAGUAAUGUCUUGAUUACCUUAGGUCUAUGAAAGUAAUGUCUUGAUUACCUUAGGUCUAUGAGAGUAGUGUAUUGAUUACCUUAGGUCUAUGAAAGUAAUGUAUUGAUGACCUUAGGUCUAUGAUAGUAAUGUAUUGAUUACCUUAGGUCUAUGAUAGUAAUGUAUGGAUUACCUUAGGUCUAUGAUAGUAAUGUAUGGAUUACCUUAGGUCUAUGAUAGUAAUGUAUGGAUUACCGUAGGUCUAUGAUAGUAAUGUCUUGAUUACCUUAGGUCUAUGAAAGUCAUGUCUUGAUUACCUUAGGUCUAUGAGAGUAAUGUAAUUAUUACCUUAGGUCUAUGAAAGUAAUGUAUUGAUGACCUUAGGUCUAUGAUAGUAAUUUAUGGAUUACCUUAGGUCUAUGAUAGUUAUGUAUGGAUUACCUUAGGUCUAUGAUAGUAAUGUAUGGAUUACCUUAGGUCUAUGAGAGUAAUGUAUUGAUGACAUAAGGUCUAUAAAUUUAAUGUUUUGAUUACCUUAGGUCUAUGAUAGUAAUGUAUGGAUUACCUUAGGUCUAUGAUAGUAAUGUAUGGAUUACCUUAGGUCUAUGAUAGUAAUGUAUGGAUUACCUUAGGUCUAUGAUAGUAAUGUAUGGAUUACCUUAGGUCUAUGAUAGUAAUGUAUGGAUUACCUUAGGUCUAUGAUAGUAAUGUAUGGAUUACCUUAGGUCUAUGAUAGUAAUGUAUGGAUUACCUUAGGUCUAUGAUAGUAAUGUAUGGAUUACCUUAGGUCUAUGAUAGUAAUGUAUGGAUUACCUUAGGUCUAUGAUAGUAAUGUAUGGAUUACCUUAGGUCUAUGAUAGUAAUGUAUGGAUUACCGUAGGUCUAUGAUAGUAAUGUCUUGAUUACCUUAGGUCUAUUAGAGUAAUGUAUUGAUUACCUUAGGUCUAUGAAAGUAAUGUAUUGAUGACCUUAGGUCUAUGAUAGUAAUGUCUUGAUUACCUUAGGUCUAUGAAAGUAAUGCAUUGAUUACCUUAGGUCUAUGAUAGUAAUGUAUGGAUUACCUUAGGUCAAUGAGAGUAAUGUUUUGAUAACCUUAGGUCUAUGAGAGUAAUGUAUUGAUUACCUUAGGUCUAUGAAAGUAAUGCAUUGAUUACCUUAGGUCUAUGAAAGUAAUGUAUUGAGUACCUUACGCAAGCUGUGUAUAAAGAAUGUUGCUGGUCAUGAAUUAUUCCCCCACAACUGGCCUAGUGAGACAUCAAUAAAAUAAGUCCUUGAUAAUAGGAUGUUAAUAGUUUGAUAGGAUUUUUAAAACGAUGCACCAAAUUAAGAGCAAGUGCAAAUAACCAAUUAUUUGUUAUGAAUAUGAAAAGAUACAUUUUAUGUACAUGAAAACCCAUGAUUUUAUCAUAGUAUGUACAUUUGGAAACAUAUGUACAUAAGCUAAAGAUCCCAAAAAAUAUUUUUUGCUAUUAGUUUGUUUUUCAGUAAUAGAAAAACUCGCCAUAAGUCACGUUUUAAACAGUCACAGAUAUGACAUGACAUGACUCUGAGAUUUUAUAUGAUUUAAGAUAGCCAUAUUUGUUAAAUUAUUAAGGAUUGUUUAAAACUGACUUUGCAGCAAACAAUUUGAGACAAUAGUUCCACAAGCUCCACUGACUAGAACGUGAGUAUCCUUUUGAAAAACUCUUCUUUCUAAUAACUUUAAGUUAUAGUAUGAUUAUAAUAUAUCAGUGGUUCUCAAACUUUUCCCCGCCACCGCCUCCCUGGGCACAUCAGUUCACUCUCACAGCCCCCCCCCCCUCCCUCGUGCUUCAUUCCAAACAUUAUAACAAUACAUUUUUCACGCCACAAUAUGGGAGAUUAUUUCACAAUGACAUGAAUUGGAUCGACUCGUCUUAGUGAAAUACGAUGACCACUCGUAUGUUCUCUGUGUAACAACUGAUAUUUAUUCCACAUUCUACAUUCUUUUUUUAUAUCUCACAUCCAUGAACACUCGCCCCACUUCUCCAACCAAUACCCACACCGUUCAAUUUAAACAUUCAUAAAUGAAAACAACUCACCACGUCUAGUCAUACAACAUGACAACAGCACAGGCCAGUCAGGUCACAAAGCUCAAUCACUACACACACUACUAAUCGCUAGUCAGACAUGCUAUCCCGCGAUUCGUCAAAAUACAAAUGAUUAUUUAUUAUUGGAUUAAUUUAAUUAUAAGCUGAAUAAUUUAAUCUAUAACUAAUUAGCUUACUAAGAUAAGUUAUAAGAGCUUUACAAACAAAUAAAAUGAAACGAACGCAACACGUAGCAUUCCAAUGUGGGCGAUGUGACCAUGAAUGUCAUAGUGAAGACAGCAACCGUGUGUCUAUGGUGUACAUCUAAUGUUCUUAUUCUCAGCCUUGUGUCUAUGUUGUACAUCUAAUGUUCUUAUUCUCAGCCUUGUGUCUAUGAUGUACAUCUAAUGUUCUUAUUCUCAGCCUUGUGUCUAUGGUGUACAUCUAAUGUCCUUAUUCUCAGCCUUGUGUCUAUGGUGUACAUCUAAUGUUCUUAUUCUCAGCCUUGUGUCUAUGGUGUACAUCUAAUGUUCUUAUUCUCAGCCUUGUGUCUAUGGUGUACAUCUAAUGUCCUUAUUCUCAGCCUUGUGUCUAUGGUGUACAUCUAAUGUUCUUAUUCUCAGCCUUGUGUCUAUGGUGUACAGCUAAUGUCCUUAUUCUCAGCCUUGUGUCUAUGGUGUACAUCUUUUCUUCGUAAGACAACUGCUCAUAAUUGAAGUCAAUGAAAACUAAACGUCUAAAUUGUGUCAGCUCUCAGAUUGCUUUCAAUGUUUUGUUAAAUGAUGGUACAUCUUCUCCUCUUCUUGGUUUAGCAGAAGUAAAAAGAAUCUCCUAUGUCACUAGUAAUCAAAACUCUCUCUAGGAUUUAAACGUCUUUGAAACUUUGAAUUUUGAUGUUUACAAACGCAUUCUCCGUAAACUGCCAACCGCUGACUUAGAAAUUCCCAGCGCCCCCUUACAUAGGCAAAGCCCUUUAGCGCCCCCUGCACAAUUCCAACUUGAGAACCACUGAUGAAGUAAAAUGAGAAUUGGAGACCAGAAAUAAACCCUUUACUCUGAAUGUGGUACAAAUAGCAGUCAGAUGUGUUGCUAAGUGAUGGUUCUUUUGGUGAAUCAAAAUGGCGUCCUCCUUCAACAGCCAAAUGGACCAAAGUGUGACGUUGGCAGAAUGAUUUAGUGGAGCGGCUCCAGAGACAGAUAAUCCUUGAUGAUGUCAGACGGAGAUUUAGCAUGUAGCCUCUUGAGGUUUUACAGCUCACCAUUAGUACGAUAUCAGAGACCAAUUCCAACACUCCCCCCGCCCCCCCCCUCCCUCUCUGAAGGCAUCAGUCAGCAUGGAGACAAACAUUAGGCUGAAAAGUGCGUAUCAAACAAGUCUGUAACAAUUUCUGUAAGUUUUCAAUAUUUGUUUGAUCUUUCUAUCAACGUUUUGAAUUUUCAGUGAAAAUACCUUCAUCCAGGGUUGUGAUGGUCGACUCUAUAAAGCAGAUACGAAUUUAAUGCAGGUAAGAUGGUUGGGGCAAUAUUUUUUAGGAUAUUAUAGUAUAAUUUUUUAAUUUUUUUUAAACUAGAUCUAACUGACUUAGGUUGUACUUCUUUUAAAAUAUAUUUAACCUGGUAAUCAUAUUUUUAUGUCGUAAAAUUGUGAGGAUUAAAUCAACAUAAGUCAAUGUGAAAACCUUUCAAUUUGAGGCUAAGAUGAAAUGUGUGAGGCAAGCCUCGGAACUGGAAGAAAAUCAUCAUGAAAAGAAGCGUCAGUUCAAUGCUGGCUUGGAUGUUGUCAUUGCGUCUGUCAACUACAAGGGGAAAUCGGUAAAGUGGUCAUCUUUGAUCUUCUUUUGUGUGAUCAUUGUCAUCUUUGAUCUUCUUUUGUGUGAACAUUGUAAUCUUUGAUCUUCCUUUGUUGAAUAUUAUCAUCUUUGAUCUUCUUUUGUGUGAUCAUUGUCAUCUUUGAUCUUCCUUUGUGUGAACAUUAUCAUCUUUGAUCUUCUUUUUGUGUGAUCAUUGUCAUCUUUGAUCUUCUUUUGUGUGAUCAUUAUCAUCUUUGAUCUUCUUUUGUGUGAUCAUUGUCAUCUUUGAUUUCCUUUUGUGUCAACAUUGUCAUCUUUGAUCUUCUUUUGUGUGAACAUUAUCAUCUUUGAUCUUCUUUUGUGUGAACGUUGUCAUCUUUGAUCUUCUUUUGUGUGAAUAUUGUCAUCUUUGAUCUUCUCGUGUGUGAACAUUGUCAUCUUUGAUCUUCUUUUGUGCCAACAUUGUCAUAUUUGAACUUCUAUUGUGUGAACAUUAUCAUCUUUGAUCUUCUUUUGUGUCAACAUUGUCAUAUUUGAUCUGUUUUCAUCACUUAUUUUGUCACAGAAAGUUUAUUUUCAUUUUUGUGGCCUUUUAGGGUUAAUGUUGUGUGGCCUUUUAGGGUUAGUGUUGUGUGGCCUUUUAGGGUUUGGGUUCUGUGGCCUGUUAGGGUUGGGGUUGGGUGGCCUAUUAGGGAUAGGGUUGUAUGGCCUGUUAGGGUUAGGGUUGUGUGGCCUGUUAGGGUUAGGAUUGUGUGGCCUGUUAGGGUUAGGGUUGUGUGGCCUGUUAGGGAUAGUGUUGUAUGGCCUGUUAUGGUUAAGGGUGUGUGGCCUGUUAGGGUUGUGUGGCCUGUUAGGUUUGUGUGGAUGUUAGGGUUGUGUGGCCUGUUAGGGUAGGUUCAUGUGGGUUCAUGUGGCACAUAGAGGUUGUGUGGCCUGUUAGGUUUGUGUGGCCUGUUAGGGUUGUGUGGCCUGUUAGGGUUGUGUGGCCUGUUAGGGUUGUGUGGCCUGUUAGGGUUGUGUGGCCUGUUAGGGUUGUGUGGCCUGUUAGGGUUGUGUGGCCUGUUAGGGUUAGAGUUGUGUGGCCUACUACAUUUCUCAAUUGACUCACUUUACUGAUAUUACAUUUCUUAAUUUACUCACUCUACUAUUAAAACAUUUUUAUUGAUUGACUCACUCUACUAAUACUUCGUUUCUUAAUUGAUUAAAUCUACUGAUACUACAUUUCUUAAUAGACUCACUCUACUUGUACUAAAUUUCUUAAUUGACUCAUUCUAAUAAUGCUAAAUUUCUUAAUUGACUCACUCUACUAAUACAACAUAUCUUAUUUGACUCACUCUACUAAUACUACAUUUCUUAUUUGACUCAUUCUACUAAUACUACAUUUCUCAUUUGACUCACUCUACUAAUACUACAUUUCUUAUUUGACUCACUCUACUAAUACUACAAUUCGUAACUGACUCAUUCUACUAAUACUACAUUUCUUAUUUGACUCACUCUACUAAUACUACAAUUCGUAACUGACUCACUGUACUAAUACUACAUUUCUCAUUUGACUCACCCUACUUAUACUACAUUUCUCAUUUGACUCACCCUACUAAUACUACAUUUCUUAUUUGACUCACUCUACUAAUACUGCAAUUCGUAACUGACUCAUUCUACUAAUACUACAUUUCUUUUUUGACUCACUCUACUAAUCGUAACUUACUGGAAUUUGCCAUUGACAUAAAGGAUUCGAUGUUCUUUCUCUUCCAGUUCAACAUGACAACAGAAACAGCGAAAUCAGGACAGUAAGUUAGAUGGAAGUUAGAAUAUGAGAGUUAUUUAGGUGGAAGUUAGAAUAUGAGAGUUAUUUAGAUGGAAGUUAGAAUAUGGGAGUUAGUUAGAUGGAAGUUAGAAUAUGGGAGUUAGUUAGAUGGAAGUUAGAAUAUGAGAGUUAGUUAGGUAAAAGUUAUAACAUGACAGCUAGUUAGAUAAAAGUUAGAAUAUGAGAGUUAGUUAGAUAGAAUUUAUAAAAUGGCAGUAAGUAGGUAAACUUUAGAAUAUAACAGUUUGUUAGGUAAAAUUUAGAAUUUAAGAGGUUUUUUUCAUUAAGGAAGCAAGGACUGAAUAUUCCUAUGAUUUAAUUUGAUGAAUCUUCAUAUCGUAGCCACAUUGUCCCGGGCUGUGUUGUGAGGGAGACAUUGACAGGCUUAACUGAGAGAAAGUAGUUGCUAUAUUCAAAAUGUUACUUUCUCAUAUUAUUUCCUAUUCCAAGAAUGACGUAAUCCAAUACUAACCUAAUCCAGCAUGACCUAAUCCAACAAUGACCUAAUCCAACAAUGACCUAAUCCAAAAAUGACCUAAUCCAGCAACGACCUAAUCCAACAAUGACCUAAUCCAACAAUGACCUAAUCCAACAAUGACCUAAUCCAAAAACGACCUAAUCCAACAAUGACCUAAUCCAACAAUGACGUAAUCCAAAAACGACCUAAUCCAACAAUGACCUAACCCAACAAUGACCUAAUCCAACAAUGACCUAAUCCAACAAUGACCUAAUCCAACAAUGACCUAAUCCAAAACGACCUAAUCUAACAAUGACCUAAUCCAACAAUGACCUAAUCCAACAAUGACCUAAUCCAAAACGACCUAAUCUAACAAUGACCUAAUCCAACAAUGACCUAAUCCAACAAUACUUAUUUAAAAUGUGUUCACAAAUUAUUUAUUACAUAGACGUAUUUCUAAUCAUAAGGAAUGUAUUAAGACCAACUUACAUAAUAUGUUACUAAUUAAAUAUGAGUAAGGUUACCUGACAUCUUACCUGACAUGUUACUGAAGCAGUGAGCAUUCCUUCACCUAGGAUGCGCGGAGCUGUGGCCACCAAGCCGUUUGUUCAAGGAAUUGGCAAAAAUAUCAGCAUCACCGUCAUGGCAGAGAAUCCACAGAAGGAAGUUUUCAUCCACAAUAUUCCAAUUGAUGAGGUGUCCGAAGAAGUGCCGGUCAUAACAAUAGGUCUGACCCAAUGAUAGUUUACAGCAAUAGGUCUGACCAAAUGAUAGUUUAUAACAAUAGGUCUGACCAAAUGAUAGUUUAUAACAAAAUAUCUGACCCAUUGAUAGUUUAUAACAAUAGUCAAUAGGUCUGACCCAAUGAUAGUUUAUAACAAUAGGUCUGACCCAAUAAUAGUUUAUAACAAUAGGUCUGACCCAAUGAUAGUUUAUAACAAUAGGUCUGAUCAAAUGAUAGUUUAUAACAAUAGGUCCGACCAAAUGCUAGUUUAUAACAAUAGAUCUGACCCAUUGAUAGUUUAUAACAAUAAGCAAUAGGUUUGACCCAAUGAUUGUUUAUAACAAUAGGUCUGACCAAAUGAUAGUUUAUAACAAUAGGUCUGACCCAAUGACAGUUUAUAACAAUUGUUCUGACCCAAUGAUAGUUUAUAACAAUAUGCAAUAUGUCUGACCCAAUGAUAGUUUAUAACAAUAGUUCGGACCCAAUGAUAGUUUAUAACAAUAGUUCGGACCCAAUGAUAGUUUAUAACAAUAGUUCUGACCAAACUGUAUAUCUCAACAAAUUAUGUCAAAGAUAUCAACUAUAUCUGAUGUAUGGUUGACAGAUGUAGUCCAUGGUUGACAGGUGUAGGCCAUGGUUGACAGAUGUAGUCCAUGGUUGACAGUUGUAGUCCAUGGUUGACAGUUUUAGUCCAUGGUUGACAGUUGUAGUCCAUGGUUGACAGAUGUAGUCCAUGGUUGACAGUUGUAGUACAUAUUUGUCUAUAUUUGUCUAUAUUUUCAACAACAAAAAAUGAUAAGUUAAACUUCUUAUUUUUUAAAUACAUCUUGUUACAAUUUUGGAACUCUAAGCAGUAACAACUGCUACAAGCUCCAUGUUCCAGCUCCAUGUUCCACCUCCAUGUUCUACCUCCAUGUUCCAGCUUCACGUUCCACCUCCAUUUUCCAGCCCCAUGUUCCACCUCCAUGUUCCAGCCCAAUGUUCCACCUCCGAGCUAUGGAUUCUUCUUAUGUAUGAAAUAGUUUGAACAAUUAUCUCAAUUUUAAAUCGUUUCAAAUCUUUUUGUUGUAGGAGAAGCAACGCCUCUGAUACAGUCCCCCCCACCAGAUGAUAACAAGUUGGGAAACAAUUAGACGCCCUUACUUUAGUCUUUUUUAAAAAAAAAACAUAAAUUAUGCAAUCAAAAUGUCAUUAACAUUCAAG